AUGGUCUUUGAGGAAGCUUCCAUCUUGAGUCCCGUGAAUACCAAGAGAACCAUGGCGAGCGACUCCCCUGCGCGGAGUCUGGACGAGAUAGACCUGUCUGCACUACGGGUAAAUGUCUCCCUCUUUGUGCACGUGCAUGAGAUGUCUGUGUCUUUGUGCGCGCGUGCACGUGAAGCUGUUGAGCACCUGUCCACCCCCCCUUUUUUUAUUAUUUCCUCCCCUCCUUUUCCAUCCUCCUCAAGGAUGCGUCUCCCUGCGCUUUCCUCUGCUUUUACAGCCGGUGCUGACUCUGCGUGUGUGUGUGAGUGUGAGUGUGAGUGUGAGUGUGUGUAUGAGCAUGCAAAUCAGCCAUCAUCUGUGCGUGUGUGAGUGUGUGUGUGUGUGAGUGUGUGUUGUGCGCGGUCAUCGGUGUUUGAGGAGAGCAGGUCUGCUAUCAGAGCGGGGAUCAUGUGUCAUCUUGAUGUUUGUUGUUGUGUGUUUUUUUUUCUUAACAAUUGGGACGUGAUGUAAUGAGGCCCUGAGCUGAUGCUGCUGCUGCUGCUGCGCGCGUGCACCCGUCCUCGUGCGCGUGCGGGACACUGGCAUAAUAGAGGCCGCUCUGUCUGUACUAUGUGGGGCAGAUGUUAAGCUGCCUGCUCACUGACAGAUUCACAGCACACACACACACAGACUGACACACACACAUAUACAGAUGCACACACAGAUACAGGGGGACACGGAUGCACGCGCGUACGCACGCGCUCACCCUCUGUAACACACACACUCACACGCACACACGGUGAAUAAAAGCGAUGAUAACCGCAACAGGAGCGAGUUCCGCCAUUUCGUGAUGUUGUGGCGACAGCAGCGUUGCAUGCAGCAGUGGCUGUUUGUGGGUCUUGGCGCGUGCACGAGACGUGCAAGUCUGCGAGGAUGGGAGACGUGCAGAAGGAGACAGUGCAGGAAUGUGUGUGUGUGUUUUGUGUGUGUGUUAGUGUGUUAGUGUGUGUUGCAUUAGGCGAUAGUGAUGACACGUUCAGAGGAGUGUAAACUUGCAGAUUUGGAAAUGUGUGUGUGUCUGUGUGUGUGUGUGUGUGUGCUCUCACUUAUGCCUCUAAUUGGGGGCUUUUGUCCCCUAACACACCAGUUGAUCGGGGACCAGCACUAAGGUUCGUUGUUUUGGUCUUAAAAUCUCCCGUGUCUCUUCAGGGGAAUUUUUCGUACAUGUGAAUUUGUGUUUAAGUCCCAACUCUGCCCCCCCACCCUCACCUAUCAUGUGCAUUACUCUUCAUCGCCCCUAGUGGUAGUCACUACACUUACAUGUCAUUCAAAAGGAUCAGUUUACGUUGCUAAUCCGACUCAAAUUGCGCUGAAUAAAAUUUCUCAUGUUGGGACCAAAACACCCGUAUCGAUUUUUCUCAGACUCAAACUGGCGUAACCGUUUUGCUCUUGCGCCACAGUUUAAAAGAUGAAGCUUGAAGUUAAUAUUAAUAGGAAGCAGUUUGGUAAACAAAACCCUAACAGGAGGAGAGAGGAUGUAAAAAAGACGGAACUGCUGUAUCACACAGAAAAGGUACAGAGCUGCUAAGUUGAUAGUGAUUUUAUUGUUUGACAUUCAACCCGUUAGCACCUCGCUAAAGCCUGGUUUAUGCUUCUGCGUCAAACCCACACUCUAGUCUAUGCCGAUGCAGUGUGAUGUGACACAAUGUGGUGAAAACUGUAUCAGACAGAGACGAUAAGAUCCACGUCUCCUCUGUUUUCUCCAUCUUUCUACACCGCUUAUGCAACUCAGUCUUACCUGCAGAGCAACAGUCAAGUCUGGACAUGAUGGAGCGGGUUGGACUGCAUGACUGUGUGUGUGUGUGUGUUUUACAGAUGCUCUCUGACACACACUGGGGGUGGGGGGGAGUAAAGACAGCCAGAGACUAAAUGUGCAUGUUCUUGUAAAAAAAAUGAGAAUCCUUCCCUUCUCCCUCGGUGGCAUGACGGAGAGAAAUUAGGUCACCCAGGACGGAUCAGAGCGAGCUGGGGGGAAACAUUUCAGCGUGACGUAAAGCCUGUCGUAAGCACACACACGUUUCCUGUUCCUGCAGCACGUCACACCCCGAAUGCUCCCCUAUGAUCACCUCCUCAUGCAGAUCUUCAUCUCUGAUUUUCUUUGAGGCCUCAUCCUCCGACUCCUCUAGUCGGCGACGGCGUGAUCAGCUUGUAGACAGUCGGGUCGUGUCCUUGGUUUUCUUUGUUACCCAGCAUCCUUUUCUGUUUUUGACAAAUUAUAGUUCAUUCAGGAAGAGAGAGAAGCGCUUUAAAUGAUCUCCUGAUGGAAAAGUCCAGAUUGGGUCUCAGAUUUUAAGUGUCUGGCAGCAUGACAGAGAGGAUCCCCGCAGAGAUCGACCUUUUCAUCAGAGUCUAACUCAUGUUAACCCUUUACUCACCCUCAUCUAAAUUUCCCUCGUUUGCAAAGGUGCGCAGAUAUCAGCGACAAUAAAUCAAAUUAUUAGGAGGUAAAGAAGAAGAAGAAUUUGCAUGGAAAGAUAUUAUUACUGGAGCUUUAUGUCCUCACAGGCCUCCGUCACCUUAUCAACAGGACAGGUGAGCAAGAGAGGAGCUCAAGUCAGAAGGCAAAGCUUUAAAUUAGGGCUGGGCGAUAUUCACCCCCUCCCACAUUAACUUCGUCUACUUCAGCCGCUCCAACUUUUGAACUGUCCUCCAUCUCCUCACCUGUCUUUCCCUCUUUGUAACAGACAGGAUGGGGCGGAGUCACGUCUCUGACAUAGGACAGCGUCUUAAAGGGACAUGAGACCAUAGCCUACCUACACACAUCCAAAACCAAUGUUUAUUUAUUUGUUUUUUUGACACUGAAUAUACCGAUAUGGGCAAAAUGACGUUGGUUAUUGUUGUAAAUUUCAGUAUCGGUAAAUUUUCAGUUUAUCGCCCAGCCUUAUUUUGGAUCUACAUGUUUAAACUUGUGAAAAGCAGUAAGAGACACAGGAUUGUAAUCGAUGCAUCAACAGCAGGGACAAAUCGAGGGAGCUCUCUCUCUCUCUGAUCACCCACAUGUUUCAGGCACCGCAGGUUAUCAAACUCCUGUCCUCGUCAUAUGUGAGUCUGACCACAGCAGCGUUAUCCAGCGUUUCCAAACUCUACCAAACACCAAAUUUCUUUAUGCUGAUAAUCGGACACCUUGUGCUUUGAGAGUGCUCUGAGUGUGUCAGACUCCCUCCUGUGAAGACAGGAUGUUUCAUGGGAAAUGUUGUUUCGUAAUCGUCCUCACACUCUGUUAUUUAUCCUCCUGGGUUUGAACUCGUGUUCCUGUGUGCUGCACGUCUCAUUAGCCUCUGAGCGGCCCAACAUGUUUCAGGUGAACCUUCGAUAAAUCAGCUCGGUGUCCCGCUUUUUUCUUUUUCAGCUGACGAUGGUUUAUGAACACGAUCCAACAGUUGGCAAGGGCAGUAACAGGCAUGUACAGGUGUGUGUGUGUGAGUGUGUGAAUGUUCCUGUGUGUGUCUGCGUGGGUGUGUGAAUGUGAGUGAUGAGCUUCAGUUUGACCUUGAGUAAAGAGGAAGGCUGUUUUUUGAGCUAAUCCCCCUCUGGAGGCUCCACUGUAAUAGUCCAGAACGGCCUCCUGUGGCCCACUGUACACACACACACACACACACACACACACACACACACACACACACACACACACACACACAGGAGAUAAUCUGAUCUCCAGAGCGAUUAAAUUUCAAUAAAACUCCCAAAACACAGAUCUCCACCUUUAAGCACACCCGUGUUCGGCAUUAGUGUGUGUGGGUGUGUGUUUGUGCGUGUGUGUUUGUGCGUGUGUACAUCUUGAAUUAGCUCUUAUGCGUCACUCUUCAUCAACCUUUUCUGUUUUUCAAAUGUUAAUGACUGAAAACUUUACGCUGUGGUCUUGACCAAGUGUUUCAUUGUGCUACCGCUUAGGUCAUGUUCACACCAGCGUUGUUUUGUCCAGUUUAACUGAACCCUGGAGCGUUUACCUCCUUGGUGUGGUUUGUUUUGGUUGGUGUGAACGCUGACCUCGAACUCUGGCGUGAACCAGUCGACCGUUCUCGGGUCCGCCUGGUAAGGGUGGUCUGGGACCGCUAUCAAGUGAACUCUAGAGCGAGUAACUUCUGGUGUGAACUCCAUCCGCACCAAUCACAGGAAGCGCGUCCCGCAAAAACCUCGAGAUAGGCUCUUAUUAUUGCCUGUGAUAUGACCGUCGGAUUGCAGAGCGUCUCCUGCGACGUGCGUGAAUUACUACAUUAUUUAAUUGCUGCAGUUUUCCCAGCGUGGUCCAUUAAAGUCUGUUGAUAUGCAGUCCAGAUCAGCACCGACAUACAAAUGAGCAGACGAUGCUCCAUCAUGUACAGUAGAAAUUGCGAGGGAUUUGUCAGGAUAAGCAAUCACCGAACGGCUUUUGCUGCCAGGUGACAAUUUUUGGACCGUUGGAGUUUGGCCUUUGUGACCGCGAACCAGACCAGUUGAGAAAUUGCAUCAAUGUAUCAUCUUCGCUUUGGACCUUUAGGUGUGAACACGACCUUAGACUUCAAGAAAACUUCAGACGAUCUAAUGAGCCAAAAUAAAACCCUGUAGCUGCAGCUUCAGUUUGCUUCUUGCAGUUGUAGCUCCUUCCUGCUGCAGCCCUCGAACUGUGGUUUGUGCAAGGACUGAUGCUGCAAAACUGAACCACUUCCAAUUAUUAAGAGUGUGUCUUUGUGCUAAGCUAGGCUGAGCAGCUGCAGGUUUUAGUUUCAUGUUUCCUAUACAUACAUGAGUGAUAUCAAGAAGCUUAACAGCACGUUUCUCGCAAGACUUCCACGGGCUUUACCGAAUUACAAACCAAGAAUUUUAAACAUAUGGCGACUGAUUUAUGUGACGCUUCUGAUCUGCUCUGUCAUCCUGCAGCUUCAACCCUGAUAGAGGCUCACAAAGCCAGAAUAAAUCAGGGGUUUUGUCUCGACUUUAAAUGCAGAAAGUCAACAGUGACUGUGUGAUUUCAGUUUAAGUAAACACAGAAUCAGUGAAGGCUUUUAAGGCUGACGAAACCAGUGCACCAUCAUCAUCAUCAGCUGUGGAGUCUCUGCUGAAACUGAUGUGGAUUUAAAGAGGAGAGUGUCUGAGGAUGAGGAGGGGGCACAGCUGUAAACUCAGAGGUUACUUACUGAGGGGUAAUAAUAACAGAGUGGUGACACAUAGAAGCUUUUAACAGGUAAUGCCACAGGUAUGCAGAGCUCAGUCAACCUUUCAGUGAGUGUGUUUGUGUGUGUGUCCUCGUGCAUGAAGGUUAAACACGCACAAGGAUCCCUGCAUCCAUCUUGUCUUGACUUUGUUCAGCUGCAGUCUCCAAACUCACGUUUCCUUCUCUCUGUUCCUCUCUCUCUUUCAGGACCCGGCUGGUAUCUUCGAGCUGGUUGAACUGGUUGGUAAUGGCACCUAUGGGCAGGUCUACAAGGUGAGUCUUCAUAAUCUUCACUUUCUCUGCCAAGUAUGUGUGAGUGUGAGGCUUUCCCUCGAUGAAAUAUGUCGAAAAACGAGCUGGAUCCAUCGUACGGACUGUUCCGUCUUCAUGCAGUUCUUAUUUUACUACAAAAACUGAAGAAGUCGGAGGUGCAUUGCAAGAAAGCGGCAGCUUGUUAGAGUAAGUUUUCAGGGUAGAGUUAAAGGUGGUUGGUUUUGGCGCUUUUCAGCAAACAAGAAUCUGUGAUCAUCAUAUCGUGUGCAUAUUUAUUAGUUCAUUUCAGCUGUUUCUCCACACGUAAAACUGUCACCCUUAUCCAAUCAGCUGUCAAUCACCGCUCAAAAACCAGAUCCCUAACCCUAACCUGUACAAGAAAAGAGGAGGCUACACUAUAUUAGCUGCACAAUGGCGGAGGAGCUGAGACGCCAAGUUUUGAGUAGGGCUGCAACGAUUAGUCGACGUAAUCGAUUACGUCGACACGACAAAUUCAUCGACACGAAAACGAAGCGUCGACGCGUCGUGUUAUUGUUGUUAAGAAUCACAUGCCGGCGCCUCAUGCUCAUCUAUAACUGCAGUGCACUACAGGAUGUGCUGGGGGCAGUAGCGCUCGCUGUUUACAUCCCGCGAGCAAACACAGAAGAAGAGUGCACACAUUAUGGCAGAACAAACUGAAAAAGACGCUCCAAAACUUCAGAAGCUUGGGAACAUUUUAGGGAGAACAAACCAAAAAAACACGUCGAUCAAAGCUCAGCUUUCCUACCAUGGCAGCACCACGGCGAUGCAUGAGCACCUGAAACGCCGACACCCCGGAAAUAGGUGUUUAUAAAUAAAGAAGAUAGUGAUUAAUCGUGAUUAAUCGGACGACUAGUCGAUCGAUUAGUCGACAAAAAAAUAAUCGUUAGUUGCAGCACUAGUUUUGAGAGUGAAGUUGGCCAAAGGAGAACGCCCAAAACGACCAAGAAAUCAUUUCUGAAGACCUGUCUGCAAAGUCUGCUGAAAAAGUGAAACUUAAAGCAGCAACUGCAGGAUCACCACCCAGCACUGCACGCCAAGUUGUAGGGUGUGGUUUUAGAAUAACAGAGUGAUACCAUGUGACUGAAACAUCAAGUUGGUUGGGAAUUAAAACUAAACUUCUCAGCUGAAAUCAAGGAAAGGUCGGCUAGUUUUAAGCUAGUGGCUGUUUAAGACUGCUUCCUCCUGUCGGUGUUGAGUAAACAAAAACUGUGUCCAAUCCAGGAGCUGCAAACUUUUCUGUUUAACAGACUCUCCAGUAGAAACACCAAGACUGCAUAAAUUUGAUGUUUCUCUGUUGUUUACAUGUUGAAUAAGUUGGCUAAAAGGAUGGAUUUCCUGCCAAUAAAUCAGCUGUUUUAUUCUUCUUUGUCAUUUUUUCUUUGGGACAGUAUCCCCUAAUUCAGCAGCCACUAUAACCUCCAGACAGUUUGGUUUGUUUCACUUAAUGCUGCAUGAAAGCAAAUGAAACAGCCUGAAAGUGUAACAAGGCUGAUAUUUCAUCCCCCGACAGAGUCGAGACUCCGGACUGUCAUGUGGAAAACAACCCAGUUUACACUUGAGUCCUGAAAUGCCACGUUCUCAAGAAAUAUAGACUUUAGGUUUUGGACUAGGCUUUGGUUUCUGUGGGGACAAACAGUCUGUAUGGAGAGCAAAAGCAGGCAGAACACAAUCCACCAUAGUGGGAUCCCAUCAACUGUAAUUCGAGGCUGAUUUACUGUAUUUCUCUCUAAAAUGCAUCCAUGCCGUUCAACUUCAGCAUGCGAACACUGAGAAGCUAAUCUGUUUGAUACUGUCUCACUAAAGAACGUGAGCGUUUAGAUUUCUUGACCUGCUUGAAUGCAUCAGAAUUGAUAGUCUGAUCUCCAUUUAACAAACUUUUUUUUUUUCCUCCUCUUGAUGAUGAACCUGACAAAACUUGACUUUUUACUUUCUGCUUAAUCUGCAUCAUCAUGUUGUUAUUUCUGGAGACCCUGAAAUAAACCAGUAUGACAGACACUAACACUUAGUAUUUAAACGGCGUUGGUGUAUAAAUGAGUGUUUAUUGUCGGGUUUGUCCAGGAGGGGUGAGUUUCACCUGUUUUUGAUCUAAACACACGGCCGUUUUUGGAGUUGCUUAGUUGACUUUUAACGGUGCAGUACACAAAAAACAAACCUCUAAUUUAUCUCUAAAUGCUGCAAGAGUUUGCAGAGAAUCUCAGAGAGACUCAGACAACAUGAGAUGCAGUAUGACGGUUCGACUGAUAAUAAAGAUCGAUGAAACAGGACUCCGAGAGAAAAAUGUGAAAAAGACGUGAGGAGACACUCCGUCCUCUGACUUCACACAGUUUCAACCAAGAACUGAAGUUAUUACUGAUUUUCUUCUUUGUUCGGCAGCGGAAGACACCCACACACUUUUACAACACAGCAGAGCGCCUGAGUGUGUGUGUGUGUGUGAGUGUGUGUGUGUGUGUGUGUGUGUGUGUGUGUUUUCUGGCUUUGAAACCUAUUAACACACUCAUUUGUGUUCUUUGUUACACACACACUCAUUCUGCUGAUGCUCGUAUUGAUCUGCCGUUUGAAGGAGGUGACGCCUCCUCAGCUGAAAUGAUUGAUGGAACAAAAAUCACACAGCUGAUCACAAAGCAUGAUGGGUAAAUUAAGAUCUAACCAGAGUGUGCAGAGCUGAGAAUAUGAGUCUUUGAGAGUCGAUGUCGGCGCGGACACGGUUAAAACAAACUGAAAAUGUGUCUUCAUGUUUUCAUCAGUGACUGACGCUGCGCUCUUAUUACGUUGGAUGUCAGCGCUGGGAAUGACGUUACACCCGAGUUGACGGCGUUCCAUUUAACAAAUCGGAGAACCAAGAUGGUUAGCCGUUGUUAGCUGUUGUUUACAAUUGUCAGCUGUUGUUAAUAAUAAAUAAUAAUAAUGCAUUUUAUUUAUAUUGCGCUUUACAUCUGCGAGAACAGAUUUCAAAGUCGUUGGCUGUUGUCAACACAGUAUUUACUUUUACAAACACCACAGCACUGUGUUCACAGUUACAUGUUGGGCAGUACAACAUAUACCACUUAUUUAAUAUCUCAAAAACAAAACAGAAGUGCUAAUAAAUAAUACAUUACGAGAGCUUGUACUGUUACUGUUACUGUUGAUGCACUGCGCUGCCAUCUUGGAUCAUGACGUCGUCAAGGAUCGUCCAACUUUCCAAGUCAGAAAUCGGACUUCAGGGGGGCGUUCCAGUUGAAUUUCAGAGCCCGGAAAUUCCGACUUCUGAGUACAAGAAGAACGUAGCAGAAGAUCCAGUAAAUCUGGUACUUUCUUACGGACUCUGCAGCGCCCUCUAGAGGUGUCCUCCAGUCAGACGUGAACAUUGGUAUAGUUUGCCUGAUAAACACGUGUUUAAGCCUGCAUGGUCACCAUAACUCAGGGUUUUUAAGUUUGAUCUGGUGCUUCUUCUUCUUACAUUUACAAUAUCUUCGAGGAUAUCAUAAAAAUAUUUAAACUUUAUUUUUAACCGGCGACAGAUCAGAAAACUUUGUUGUGAAAUCACGACCGUUACACCCGUUAGCAUCUAUGAGGGAGGAAGCUCGGACCAUUAGUGUUAAUCUGGAGGUUUGUUUUCUGCUAAUUCUCACACUGUAAAAACAGAAAAUGGAGUUUUUCUCUUUGUUAUGAAAGUUUGAUGAGGAGCAGCUGUGCUUGAAAUGCCACUUCCAUGCUACAUUACAUAAACGGGCAGCGGGGCUGUUUCUUUGUUUUUAUUAUUAUUAAUGACUCAGAGCAGAGCGUUCCUCACUCUUCCUCCCCUGCCAACAAAAAGAAAGAAAACCUGAAGAUAACUGAAGUGCCCUCAGGCCUCCCCAUGCUUUCCCGUCAGGCUCUCCUGUUCCCAGGUUACCCAUUAUAGUCAGCAUGAGACCUGAAUGUUAACAGAAUCGUGUUGAAAAUGUCCAAAGUUUGCAGCUCUCAAUCCUGUCCCUCUGCAGAGUUCAGUAUCUUGUUGCAGCUGCAUGGAAAUCCACUUGUCUGAUUCUCACUUUGUAUUUGGAGUAUUUUAAAUCUCAGUCCGACGAGGCAGCUCUGAGAUCCUCCUGAUUUGAUUCAUCAGCGUUUACAAAGUGGAGCUGAAUCAAUGUCUCGUAUUGAUUGAAGCUCCUGAAAGCUGUGAGCUGUGUCUCUGACUGUCUCUCUCGUUUAAUCCCACUGUGCAGGUGUCAAAGCUCAUCAGAAUUAAGUUUUAAUGGACUCUUUAGGUGAAAUUAUGAAUAAAGAUUACAUAAAAAUAUCUCUGCUGGGAUUCUAGAGAUGGAUAAGCAAACUUGAAUUUCCUUUUUUAGACAUUAGGAGUACAGAUGCAGGAUAUGAAAAUCCUGCUAUUCAUUGCCGAUACUGAUAAGUUAAUAUUUGUAUUCAAUGUAAUCUUCAUAUAAUCUGGUUUGUGCAUCCAGGAUGAUACAAAAUCUAGGAUCUAGUGGUUAAAAAUGUUCUAUUUUAGUAUCUCUGGCGUAUCUUUAAUAGAAUAUAAAAUGCUCUGGCUCUUAAGCUAAGCACACUGAGCAGACUGACAUCAGAUGUCCAUAUGUCUGUUGUAAAACUUACAUUUAGUUCAUUCUUGUUGAUCAAACUGUAGACGGGUGUGGCGACCACAUCAUAGAGGGCAGGGAGGGACACAAGCGACGGUUUGGCAGCGUGUAACAUGGCUCCAAGUGUGCUAUUAACUUGCGAAAACCCGGGUUCUGGACGACGGUAAAAGGCUGGUCGUCCAACGCUAUAAACUCCAUCACUUUGUUGUUAAAAGUUUUCGCCUUUUUGCUGUCUCUAGCAAAGUUUUUACAGGUUUCAAAUGCCUGCAGUGUGGGAAUAUCCCGACUCCGUUUUGUUGUGUUACCCUUAGCAGCGCUAGUUGCUUCCGCAGCAGCUUCAUAUUCUUCCAAUACCGCGAUGACGACUAACCAUAGACCGUAUAUACUAUGGACAACUUGGUUCCGCCUUUCACCAGUAUACGGAUUUAAAGCUAAAAGGUUCUCGGUAAUUCCGUGUUUUCUCUCCGUUUCCUGAAACCAACAUUGCGCAGUAGCGUUGUGCACAUUCUGCGGGAGAGUCGCUGUGAUGACGCUCGGCUCAAACAUUACCUGAAAGUUCAUGUGUUUUAAAUGUUCGACACACCUCAUGCGUCUCAAACUUGCUGCAGGUCUCAUGUCUCCGAUCUGGUUUCGAAGCCCUCCAGCUCUCUCCUCCUCCUCCUCUUCCUUCAUUCAUGCCUCUCUGACAUCAAACUCCUCUGAGCUUUUAUUUUGAAAGAGCACAAACAUAUGACGCAUGCAGGGUUGUUUGAUUUUGCUCAGACUGCAAACUCAGAGCUCGACAAAGACUGAUGUGAGUCAAGUGUAUUUCUGUCUCUCUCGUGUUCGGGCGUCACAGCCUUUUGUUUGAAGGGGCCUGAUCUUUUUCUUCAUGAUUGCCACUCUCUGUGAAUACACCACUCAAAACUCCACAAAAAGGCUUUUAUGCUGUGAAAUGGUUUUUUUCUUUUCACACGGAGCCAAUACAACAUGACGGUCUAAUUUUUGUCUGUCAUCUGUAGCCUUGUUGUUAGUUAAAUCUGCUUGUUUUUGAGAUUUUUGCAGUGAAAUUUUUGCAGAAUAUUAAAUCAUUCAGCCCUUCUGAUCGUCUUCAACACGGAGAAGCAGUUUAGUAAGCAUACUGCAAAAAGGGGGGUUAAGAUAAAAACACUAAAUCUGAGGGAAAGGGUACUAAAAAAAAUGAAAGUAUCUGUCCAUGCAGCAAGAUCAUUUCACUUGACAAGAUUUCUUAAAUUAAGAUUGUUGAAUCUAGAAAUAAGCAUGUCUACAAAUGUAUUUGAAAGGCUUAAGGUAAGCUAAAAAUGCUGGUUUUAAGAUCAGAUUACUUAAAAUGUAACUUUUUCAGCCCCCGAAAUAAGUUAAACUCACUAAAUAUAAGCAUAAAAUAAGUAAUGCUGGUUUAAAGAUCAGAUUACUUGGAAUUCAACUUUUAGAUCCCUAAAAUAAGUGAAAUGUACUAAAUGUAAGUAUAAGGUAAGGAGAAAAUGCUGGUUUAAAGAUUAAUCCAUUCAUCCACUUUCGAUCCCAGCUGUUAUCGGUUUGUUACUGAAUCUUAAAAAAGGAUUCCUUUUGAUGAGACUUUGGGAGAAAGAUGGAAUGUAACUUAUUUUAACGGUUAUUUUCCUCAUUUUAAGAUUUCCAAGAAACAAAAAAGAUAAGUUUGUGCUUGAUAUAAGAUUAUAGUGUAAAGUUAAACACUUAAAAUAAGAAAUUAAGUCUUAAAACAAGAGAAAUUAUCGAACACUUGUCUUGGUAAGAACCAAAUAAUUUGCAGUGUUGCUGCUAGAUAUCAGUAAAAGUCUUGAACAUGCCAAACCGGCUCAAAUCGCCCUGGUCUCUCAUUAAGUGAUAAGUCUUUUCUCUUUUCCGUCCCUAAACGUAAAUCCUUCAUCACAUCUUGUAUUUAAAGUUUCGUCCGGCUGUUUCUUUGGUAAAUAAAGAAAAGGUUGAGAAAUGUGGCAGAAGGUCGUGAACUCAGAUCUGAAUGGUAGUAAAACCCAAACACCAGCUCAGAGACUGUGAAUCACGGGGCAGGUCAGGACAGGAUUUACUACAGGACCAGUUCAGACUCCUGAAACUUUAGAGUAACAUCAACAACUUUAAAAACUUCUCUCAGAUUUGACUCUUUCACCGUCACAUCGAUCAGAUCAAAUCUAAUCCAGUCAGCUGCUCUCCCUUCACAGCAUGACCUGUUACCCAGAAUCCCCGGUUCCUCGUGCUCUUAAUGAUCACAGCUGUGGGGCUCAGACUCAGCGUGGAGCUGCUGGUCUCCUGGUGUGUGUGUGUGUGUGUGUGUGUGUGUGUGUGUGUGUGUGUAGGUGUUUAUGUGUCGAGGCUUGUGUUCAGGUGAAGAAUGUGAGGCUUGUCUGAACGCAGGACCUGAGGUGUGUUUCUACGCCUGGAGGUGCUUCAAAAGACCCUCCUCCUCCUCCUCCUCCUCCUCCUCUUCGUCACCUCUGUCUUUAACUAUGUAUAUCUAUAUACUGUAUGUGUGCUGGUUCCUGACACACUCCCAGGUCUGUGUGUGUCACCUCUUUGAGAUUGUUCGGCCGGCCCUCGGCGUCGGAGGAAGACAGAUAUGAAAACAAAGAGGCAGUCUGCGCCGGUAUCUCUUCCUCUCAUCUCUGCUCUCUUAUCUGCAGCGUCUUUUAUUGCUUCAUCGCCGCAGAUCGCUGCCAUUUGUCCUGCGGUCACAGCAGCUCUUCACACAGCUUAACCUAAGGUCUGAGAGCAGGUUUACAGAGGAAUAAGUCAACUGAGCGAAGACCCAGAAACCUCCAGAAAUCUGGAGCGGGGCGUGUAAACACAGUUAUCUGGAUUUGACCUGUUGCUGGUUUGGUCUCUAAAAAAAAAAGGAAGAAUUGUGCACCAUGUUGUGAUUUUGCACCUUAAACUUAAACAUUACAGCAGGAAUGAUUAACUUCAUCUGCUGUUUUGUUUUCCACUUCUCUGUUUUCGCUUUGCUCUGAUUAUUCUUCCGUUAGUAACUUUCGUCCUGUGCAAAAAUGCAGAGCGUGGAGGGACGCGGUGAUGGUUGUGGAGUAGAAAUCAUGCCUCAGACUGUCAGUGAUGUUCACACUGUCCUGCUGCUCCUCUUAUGAGAGCAGAAAGGGAGAUUAGGAGAAAAGAGUCAGACGGAAAGAUGUGAGAGAGAGAAAAAAAAGAGGCUUCCUGUAAUCUGAAUCAGUGUCGGACUCUUAGAUACAUCCAAGUCUGAUGCAACACUGAGAAACCUAGGUCUGUGUGUGUGUGUGUGUGUGUGUGAAUGACCCAGAGUGUGAAAUAUCAUGGCCUCCAAGCACACUCGCACACACACACUCACACAUAUACAGACCGCCAUCACUUUUCCUCUUCCAACCCCCCAUUCGUUCCCCUCACUAAACAACCUGCCAGCCCUGUUGCUAGGUAACCACGAGGAGAUGGUGUGUGUAUGUGUGUGUGUAUUGAGUCGGUGUGCUGGUGGCGCUGAGGUGGAUGUGUCUCUGCUCUCACAGCUGUGAUGGUGUCGAGGUCAGACAGUUUAAUGUUCGUCUGUUUCUCAGCCUGAAGUUCGGGACCGUACGUCGAGUGGGCGGAGUCGCUUCGUUUCCACCUGUUGUGCUUUAAAGCUAAAAGUCCAACACAAGCUUGCAAGUGUGAUGCCGCGUUCAAGAAGCCUUAAAAUGAUCCAUUAAACUCACAGAUACAACGUCAAAGAUCCUUAGGAGGGUUUGGUCGUCAAACAAGAUUCUUGGUUAGAUUUUAAAGGUGUUGUUGUCAGGAUCUGAGGAAGUUCCAGUUUUUGGGAGAAAUCUUAAAUGUAAACUCUACCCCUCCCAACCAGUUUUCCCCUCAGCUCCUCCUCUCUCCUCCCUCACUGCUCCAUCAAGCCCCGCCCACAAACAGACGCUCUGCUCGCUCUUAAAUUCCGAUAUAAUGCAGAUAAAUCCUUCAGAUCAUUACAAAUGGGGCCCAGUCAAGGUGAAAGUCAAAAGCAUUGGUGCUACUGUAGAUGCCAACAGACUACCAGCAAACACAAUGUUUGCAGGACUUCUACAACGAGGAUAAAGUGACAUAGUCCAGGACCCGAGGGAGGACAGUUUAGCGAUGGCGCUACAACACGCUACAGCAGGUCCGUUUGACAAGAAACACUUCUGUUACAGACACUUGUCUUACUUUGUUAAAGCGGUUUACCUGUCCAGCAGAAAGGUUACAGGGUCACCAAGAUCCCCAAGCGUCCCCCAUGGUUUAUGUUGACCCGGCUUUUUAGCUCUUGUCCGGUCUACCUCCGUUUUAAGCGCCCGUUAUUCCUCCAGAGUCUCCGGUAUUUACUUCGUUUUCUUGCUUGUGUCGGCAGUCGUGGCCAAAGGAGGAUUCAGACAAUUUUCCGAACUUUCUGGUUGGUUUCUACUGUCCAAUAUUGUAGCACGCUAACUUUGUUGGGGGAGGUGGAGAACGGCUUUGUUUACAGUCAGAAAAAGCGGGCCGCUCAAAAAUGUAAAAUGUUGACGACACAGACAUAAGAGAACACAGCGAUAUUGUGAUAUUCCCAAAUUUCAUCAAUAACUAAUAACUAUUGACUGAUAUUAAAAUCUUUUUUUAUAGAUACACCACGAGAAAAGAUGCUUCUUUAACGGAUUCCUGCCUUCACCACCUUUAAGGGAGCAGCCUCAGAGUCACAAACAGCUGAUUUGGUUCAGUCUAAUCUGUGAAUGUUUCCUUGAAUAAUCCUCAAAUUACAGAGCGGAUGAACUGAUUGGGAUGUGAUCGUGUGUUGCUGCCGUGCAACAGUUUAAGAUUGCUGUCGGGCUGAUAUUUUGUGAAAAAGUCGCACAUAAAGUAGUGAAAUUAGCAGCUGAACGGAUCCUCCCCUCUCUCUGUGUCUUUCAGGGUCGCCAUGUCAAAACAGGCCAGCUCGCUGCUAUUAAGGUCAUGGACGUCACAGGAGUAAGUGACAAACACACUCAAAUAAAACAGCUUUAUUAGAUCUGUAUGUACACACACACACACACAGACAGUUCAUCCUCCACAAACUCAGCUGGACGCUUUUCUUCUGAUCUGAUUUCCUCUGGGAUCCCGUGUCCUAAUCCAUGGGUUUUGGUAUUUGUUGUGUUGUCUGUUUGUGUGAUUAUGUGUGUGAUUGUGUGUUUAGGAUGAGGAGGAGGAGAUUAAAGCAGAGAUCAACAUGUUGAAGAAGUACAGUCACCACAGAAACAUCGCCACUUAUUAUGGAGCGUUCAUCAAGAAGAAUCCUCCGGGGAUGGACGACCAGCUCUGGGUACGUUCCUCCACGCUGCUCUGAUGUCUCUUGAACGCAGCUUUUUAAAAACUCUGCUGCACUUUAACCCAACUUAAUGCUGAACGUCUCAGUUUCUGUUGUGCUUCUAUGAAUCACAUAAAACCUGAUUUUUGCGAUCAGAAAGAAUAAAACUCACAGCGUAAAGUUUGAUCCAGCUUUCAUAUUUCUUUGGUCGAUCUAUGAGCAGGAAAAGGAAACGAACCUUUAAUUUGUUGGACUUCAUGAACAUUUUUUAUCUGGUGGCAAACGAGGACAGAUGAUCCUCAACAGCCCGAAUGAACCUCAUGAGGAGAAACUCAAACAUGCAAAUGCAGCACAACAAACAUGCUGCAAUUAUACAAGGUGAUGCAAAGUGACAACACACCUGACUACUAAACAAAAGCAAAAAGGAAAUGACUGCAGAACCAGACCGACAGGCCAGUUGGAGGCUCAUUGACUGGACUCAAAUGGACCAGUUUCUCAUAUGCAGUGAAUUUCAGCCAUCAUGUUUCUGUCACCGGAGCAUUUACACUGUUUUCCUUUCCAUCAAGCUCAUUCAGGCUGUUGCAGAUUGUUUGCUACUGUAAUUUCAAGAGAUAAAGCCUUCAGGAAAAAAAGCUAUGGCUACUACCGCUGCAAAAACAGCCCAACUAGAAAGAAGCAAAAAUAUUUUCAUAUUUAAUCAAAUAAUCUGGUACCAAGCAAAAAUAUCUGUGAAUGGGGUACGCUUUUUUAGCUUGACAAGAAUUCUCAAAAUAAGAACAAAUUUCUUUGCCCUGACAGACUCAAAUGAAAUUUAAAACUAGACAGAAAAUCUUAUUUUAAUCAAUUUUUUUCUACAGAAAGCAAGUAUCAUUCUGUCUCAAAAUUAGCUGGAUUAUCUUCUCAAGAAAAAGCCAUUUUCUCUUAAAAGGAGAUAAUAUUUCUAAUGCCAAACAUGCUUGACAAGAUUCAUAUUCUUUUUGUACAAAAAACAAGACUUAUUUCUUUAAUACAAGCCUGUUUUCCUUUCUUGAAAUUUUUUGCAGUGCACCGCUGAUUUUUACUGUCUGUCAAAACUCAAAUUUGCAGCUCGGAUCAUUUGUUUCGAAGUGAACUACUUUCUCUGACACGUCCUUGAAGGCUGAAUUGCCAAAACUGUGUCAAAUAUAAACUAUCAACAGAUGAAAUCAGAGAUUGAGUCCAUUUAAGAGAUUGUUUUCACUCAUCAGUAGUAAUAUUUUUCCCGUUUUCUUGUUCGUACAGUUGGUGAUGGAGUUUUGCGGCGCCGGCUCGGUGACAGAUCUGAUCAAAAACACCAAAGGGAACUCGCUGAAGGAGGAGUGGAUCGCCUACGUCUGCAGAGAGAUCCUGAGGGUGAGAACCAGAAUCAAUCAGCCUGAAAACAUCUGAGAAUAUUCGUGUCUGUUUUGAAGCACAUUGAAACGUAAAGGGACCUCAGAUUGUUCCCUGAGGAACUCCUUAUUAUGAUAUCGUAGGUUUUUCCAGGUAUUUCUUUUCCACACAGUUUUUUUUUUUGACAAACUGCAAACAAAGGUCAUGACAGGUCACAUGCAUGUUUAAGAAAAGGUCACGUCUGUGGAUAUCUAUGGUGGUAUUUCAACAUGUGCCCCUCUGAGUCACAAAAAGUGGUUUGAUAGACGCUCAGCUUUGUGCUGUAUUCUUCUUAUUUUUGACCUUUACUCGAGGACUUCGUACAUGUUCGCUGUUGAAACAAAGCAGGUAAAUCCAAUCAGAGCUCCACAAUAGAGAGCCCACAUCAGAGACGAGCAUGUCUGCCUCAGUGAGGCCAACAGAGAGAGUUUCCCGUCAGAGUCGGGCUGUUAAACAGGAAGCUCUUUGUCUCUGUCUCCAGGGUCUGACCCAUCUCCACCAGCAUAAGGUCAUCCACAGAGAUAUUAAAGGCCAGAACGUGCUGCUGACAGAGAACGCCGAGGUUAAACUGGGUGAGAAUGACACACACACACACACACACGCACACUUUUCUCAUUGGACAAACUUUGUGUAGCGUUUAGCGUCCAUAUUUCUUUGAACAAAAGGGGUCAAACUGGAUACUAAGACAUGUUUAUUAAGAGUAAUGUUGCUCAUAGUUAUGUUUGUGUUUGUGUUUGUAGUCGACUUUGGUGUGAGCGCUCAGCUGGACCGCACUGUCGGGAGGAGGAACACGUUUAUCGGGACGCCGUACUGGAUGGCUCCGGAGGUCAUCGCUUGUGACGAGAACCCCGACGCCACGUACGACUUUAAGGUGUGUGUUCUGAUUAGAUCUGUCAGUGAGUGUGUUAUCAUAUUGAAUAUUAAAUUACGCCAUUAUAGUCGGAGUAGUUUACAAAAGAAAUGUUACAAAUGGAAUAAAGAGGAUCUCUGGUUAGCUUCAAGCUCCUUUUGGUUUGUGCUGAUUUUGGCUCCUCCAAAAAGUCUUUGCUUAUCUGCUGAAAUGAUGACUUAUUUAAAAAGUCUCAUCCUGACUUUUGACAGUUUCAUAUGUGAUAAAAUGGGAAUGUUUUGGUGACUACAGUAAAUACAGAGCUGCUUCUUUAGCUACUCGGCGGACACCUCGACUACGAGCACGGCUAUUUUCAUAAACGGACAUUUCACCCUCUCCUUUUACAAAAAAAAAAACUGCGUGCACACCACUAUGUUUUCAGAAAAGUUUUCAUUUACACUACACCGUGUAUAUAUGACGUCAAGAGCAUAUCAAACAUAUGUGUAGUAGUGUAGCAAGAAGCUCAAGCCCACGUUAGCCAAUCAGAAUCCCCCAUAACAGCGACAAAAACAACGUCCCUUCUUUCUUUCCUGCACGUGAUCUCCUGUCGGCUACCCCAAUCUCAGUUUUCCUCAGUUUUUCUCCAUUUACAUGCAAAUGUGCAAACAGAGUUUUCCAAAAUCUCCACUCUGGCCGAAGUUUUUAAAAAGCAUCAUCGUCUAAACGAAGGGUGCAAACGAUGGUUAAUGUCUCUGUUUUUAAAACUAACAGGGUACAUAUAAACGGAGCUCUAACCUCCUGCGCUGGUUUGUGGCGUUACAAAUGUCACUCAAAAAGUCGUCGGUCUUGUUGCUGAUGGUCUUCUUUGCUUUUGAGUAUCACAAACAGACAUUAUGAAUUUCAGUUUAUUUCAUUAAUGUGAAAAAACUCCACUCAGGAGCUUUAAAAUGCUUCAUUAAAACCACUGAUGCAGAGAUUUUAGAAGCUUUUAUUCAAAAAUAAGGAUAUUUGUUCACAAAGAAAUAAGAAAUAUGCAGUUAAGUUGGAUUUAAUGUGGACAAUGUUGCAUUUAACUGUAAUUUUUUUACUCAUUUGACACCCCAGUGUCUUUACAUGCUGCAUGACUGGCUUUAUACUUCCAUGUGCAGCAUGAAGACGGUCUAUUUUACAGUUUAUUUUAACUCUUUUAAAGCAGCUCUUUAAAAAACCUCCGAAAAGCUUCGGCUCUCCUCACAAACAGGCUCGUGUAGUUUCCUCUCAGAAAAACAAACAGACUCUGCGGCGAGGCUGGAGCGAGCGUGUCUGGAUGAAGGAUAUGCAGUAAUGGGGACAGGACGGCUCCCUGUGGUGAGCCUGCGGAGGAUGAACGCUGCUCUGAUUUGACACCAUUACCUCCGGUCCUCUGGAGCUUUAAGAAACAUCGUAAAUAUCAACUUUGCGCCGCAGGAUGUGCAGAAAAUUUUAAAUAAAUGGAUUCAAAUGAUUAAACGUCAGCAUGAACCCGAGCUCUACUUGCAGACUUUACAUGAAAAUAUAGAAUCUGUGUGAAAACUGUUGAUGGUGGAAAGAAGUACGGUGGCCCUGAAGGUCAACCACAUGUUACAGUAUUUUACAUAUUUUACUAAAAACUGAAAAGUCGUCCGUCACUCUCAGUGGAUGCUUUCGACAUCUUUCAGAGCAGAUCUCUGAAUUUUUCUUCACUCGGUAAAAAAACUCGGAUCAGCAGAGCGGGAAGUUGAAGUGUGAAGUCUGCGACACGUCUUCGGGAUGUGAAAGUUUUCACUUUUUCUCUCUUCUUCUUCUCUUUUUCUCUCCUGCACAGAGUGAUCUGUGGUCGCUCGGUAUCACAGCCAUCGAGAUGGCAGAGGGAGCACCACGUAAGUGUGAAAACCUCAGACUCAUGAAAAUUUGAGGAGCGGAUGCGGAGAACAGUUUGUCUCCUCGUUCAGAGUCUAAAUCUGUCUCUCUUUUACUUCUCUCACUCCUCUGCUUUCUUUGCUUUACUUUCUUCUCAACUUUCUCAACUUCUUUCUUGUUCUCUUCUGUUCUUUCGUUUCCCAAUGUCAACUUUUUCUGCUCUUUCUUUCCCUUCUGCUCUCUCUACCUUUUCUUUUCCCCUGUUUACUUUCUUUUCCUUCUCCUUGUGCCUUUUGGUGUCCUCUUUCCUUUCCUUUCCUUUCCUUUCCUUUCCUUUUAUUUCAUCUGUUAUUUUUCAUCUUACCUCUUUUCUUUUCCUUCCUUUUGUAAUUCCUAAACUUAUCUCCUAUCCUCAUGCCUUAAACUUUCCUGCUCCACUUACCUUUCCCCCUUUCCUUUCCACUUGUCCCCUCUUUCCUCACCUCUUGCUCCUUUGCUUUUCUCUCUUUCUCUCCUUUGCUUUUCUUCCCUUUCUUUCAAGCUCUAUCAUUCCUCCCUCCUUUGACCUUUCCUUGCCUCAUGUCCUCAUUUGCACAUGUCUCCUUUUGUGUCCUUUCCAUCUCAUUUCCAUUCCCCUCUGUUUCUUCCAACAUUAUCUGUCCGUUUUUCUCCUUUUGUUUCCUUUCCCUUUCUCGUCUUGCCUCAUUUCCUUUCCUUAUGUGACCUUCCUUUUGUCUUUCUCUUCUCUUUUUCCCUUUCCUUCUUUAUUUCCUUUCCUCUCUUUUUCCUAUUUCUCCUUGUUUUCUACCCUCUUCUCUUCAAUCAUUCCCCAUCCUAUCCUGUUCUUUCCUUCACUUCGAUCCUUUCUUGUCUCCUUGUGUCUGUAUGUGUUUCUUUUCUUCCCCCUGAGUCUUUUCUCUUUCUCCUUCCCCUCUUCUCUUUCGCGUUCUGUCCUUUUAUGCCCUUUCCUUCCUCUCCUCCCCCUCUCCGAGUUUCUUUAUUUCAUUCCUUUUCUUGUUCUUCCUCUCCUCCUCAGCUCUGUGCGACAUGCAUCCAAUGAGAGCGCUCUUCCUCAUCCCCAGAAAUCCUGCCCCCAGACUCAAGUCAAAGAAGUGGUGAGUCACUAAAACACACACACAAACACACACACUUGUACACACUCUCUGCACCUGUUUUCUGGUUUUUAUUCUCCGUCAGAAUCACACGGUUCCUCCUUCGGUUCAGAGACACAUUCAGCAGACUUCGCCGCCUUCUAAAGGGAUUAAUGAUGAUCUGCUUUAAUGGAAAUAAACAGAUAUUUUUAGAGUAUUUUUACAUUUUCAUUUGAGUUUUUUUUACAGGUGUUUCUGCUCUGCAAGACUAACAGAGAAACACUUGAGAGGAAAAAGAAACUAACCCCAACCCGAACCCUCAGACAUGAUUUCAACCGUAAACAGAAGAGAGUUUAAUAGUAAUGUGAUGCGUUCAAAGACACCCCGGUCAAAGAGAGAUGGGUGACUGUCCUUAGAAUUUCAUAGUGUAAGAUAAUGCAUUGAAUUAUACUGAACAGAACCAAACAGAAAUGAGUAACUCUGUAUGAACUCACCUCUUUUCUGCAUGCAUCACAUUUAGAAGCUGCAACAGUGAAGGCAUGCUGGGCUGCAAAUGAGAGACCGUGCUGCAGUAGGUCAAAACAAAUGCAUCAAUAGUAGACGUGCUGUAGUGGUGUUGGGUCGUUCGCAAAUGAUUCGUUCAAAAGAACCGACUCUUUUAGGUGACCAUCCUGAACUGAAUCACUCCGUCAAGUGAUUCGUUCGUUUCUCACUUCAGUUGAGCUAUCAGUAGCACAAAGUGAGCGAGGAAUCGCACGUGCCGACGCCUGAAUCACUUGGUGAACGAAUCACGCAGUGAACUCCACUCUCUGGAAUCAUUUUUGUCUGAGGGAUACACUUUCAUGGCCAUUGUUCCCUAUUGUUUUAACAGGUUUAGUAGGACACAGCAUGUAACAAGUAGUGUAUAAGACCCGCAGUUUGAGAAAUGCGUGAAUGAUUCUAUCACUGCAGAGAUUUAUGAGGGAACGAUGCAUGUUCAGUGUGAAUUCUUCACUGAAUGUACUGUGGGGUAAAUGUUCAGUGAACAAAUCACUCACUGAGCCCAAUUUACCAAGUAGACAGAUAUCCUUCCAUUGGACAGUACACUUAAAACCUCAUGAUUUAUAAACAAGUUCAUUUUUACAGACUUGUUUGUCAAAGCUACACACCCACAACACUCUCGUCUCUCAGUCCCAGAAUCUAUGAUCUGAACUGAAUCCUGAACCGUUCAGCUUCAAGUUGGAGUCGGAGGCUCCUCGCGCCAAGCGCUGAAUGAUCCGGUGAUUUGGUGAACGAAUCCUUUGAACGAAUCUUUUUAGUGAACUGAUUCUAGUGAAACAACGCAAAGUCAAAAACACACAAAACCAGGAAACAACUGCAAAAGAUUAACAUUACAAAUCCAGACUUAACAAUAAAAGAGCUCCAGGCCUGUAGGAGGCGCUGAGUGACAUCGCCUCUACGUUUAGAAGACCGCUAACUGCAUACUCAUCAUUGACUCGUGUAAUAUUUGGAUUAUGUCUACUGUGCCAAAAUACGACUUGUGUGUCUGUGUGUCCAGGUCGAAGAAGUUCCAGUCCUUCAUCGAGAGCUGUCUGGUGAAGAGUCACAGUCAGAGGCCGAGCACCGAGCAGCUCCUCAAACACCCGUUCAUCAGGGACCUCCCCAACGAGCGGCAGGUCCGCAUCCAGCUGAAGGACCACAUCGACCGCACCAAGAAGAGGAGGGGGGAGAGGGGUGAGGCCGCGCUCUCGCUUUACACCUGCGCUCACCUGAUGUGGAGACGUGUGAGCGCUAACCUGACGUUUGUGUGUGUCUUUCAGAUGAGACUGAGUACGAGUACAGCGGGAGUGAGGAGGAGGAUGAAGAGAGGGACAUCGGAGAGCCCAGGUACGACUACUGCGCUGUACAUUUAAUUCAUAGUUCUGACUCAAUCUUAAGAUCACAAUGUACCUCCACAUGUAACUGUCUCGUUUAGCUCCAUCAUCAACAUCCCCGGGGAGUCCACUCUGAGGCGGGACUUCCUGCGGCUGCAGCUGGCCAAUAAGGAGCGGUCGGAGCUGAUCCGGCGUCAGCAGCUGGAGCAGCAGCAGAACGAGGAACACAAGCGCCAACUACUGGCUGAGAGGCAGAAACGCAUCGAGGAGCAGAAAGAGCAGAGGAGGCGGCUGGAGGAGGUAGAUUUUACUUUCUGAACAUAAGAAAGGUUAUAGAGUGCAUCUGAAAUCACCAAAACAAAGACACACUUUUCACAGAAUGAACCUUUAAAAUGCAAUUCUAGGGAAAAAUAAGCAAAAUCUUACAAAACUUUCCUUAAUUUUAGUCAUUUAGACCCGAAUUCUGCUGAGAAAAGAGGGCUCAGGUCUGGAAGUAUAUCUGAUUAUGAGAGACACCUGAGAGGAGCUCAUUACAGCUGAUGAAGAUGGCGUUCACACCUCAUCUUCAUCACAUCAGAUAAAUGAGAGUCGCUGUUCCCAUCUUUAAAAAAACAUCUCAGCUGUGAUUAUUAAACGACUUCUCUCUGAAGAAAACCCACCACACCUGUGAUUUUAGCACCUCCGCAUAUUCAAAUGUCAGGGAAACACACCUGAUGUGCACACUCACACAGAGCUGGAGAGUUUUUAAAUGUUGGAUUACCCCCCCCCCCCUCUCUUCCUGCAGCAACAGCGGCGAGAGCGAGACAUGAGGAAGCAGCAGGAGCGAGAGCAGAGGAGGAGGUACGAGGAGAUGGAGCAGCUCCGCCGAGAGGAGGAGAGGAGGCACGCAGAGAGGGAGCAGGUAGGAAAACACCUGAGACCUCACCGACGUUACAUCAAAGGUGUCAUCCAAGGGGGCGUGGCUUCAUAAGCAAAUCAAACUAAGACACAAAGUUAAUCAAACGUAAAGACACAUCAUGAUGUUCACAGAAGAAGCAAAAGGAAAUGAACUGAAGGAAACACUCGAGAUUCAUGAGCGGUUAACUUUAUCUCUAGGGGACAUGUUAGACACCCCCUCAAGAGACGAAUGUUGCUGACCACUUGCUUCUCUAGUUUAGUACUUUAGUAACUUUAGUAAUGGCCGCAGAUAGCAAUACACAGUGGUCUAAGGAGCCAUACACAACCUAAGCCGCUUGUUUGUAGUGAGACCUCAAGCCAAUCCCUUAAGGACUACAGUGGGGUUACGCAGCUCAAGGAAGAACAUAAAUGAUCAUUUCUUAAUGGAAAUGUAAUCAGACUGAGACGCUAAGGCAGAAGAACUACCACAUCUGAUGUCAAAAAGAUUAAUAUGGUGAUUAUUACUUCAAGGAAAUGAUGAAGAAAUGAUCAUAAAUGUUCUUCCUUGAGCUGCGGCACCCCGCUGUAGUCUGUAAUGGACUGGCCUGAGGUCUCGCCCAAACAAGCUGCUGGAAGAGAGUAGGUGAGUUGUGUUUAGUCUCUUUAUUAAAGAAAUGAGUCAAAGUUAAAAAGAUGUUUGGUGUCUAGUACUAUGUCUGUGACCCUAUAUGUCCUGUUGAUGAAGUUAGGUGCUGUUCUGAGUAUUAUUUGUGGCUAUAGAGUGGCGUUGUGGUUGAGGUUUGUUUAUGGCUCCUCAGACCGCUGUGUAUUGCUAUCAUGUGGUCGUCACCAAAGUUGGUGUAAUUAGAGAAGCAAGCGGUCGGCAACAUUCGUCUUUCGAGGGGGUGUCUCAAGUUUGACCCUUAAUUAAUUUUACACCGGAAUAUCCCUUUAAGAUGUCCAAGCUACGUUAAAUUAUUAAGCUACAUCUCAGGAAAAUAAAGACCCAGCAGAAGAUUCACUAAAAGUUGUGUAUCAUUUAUCUCAAUGUCCAGAUUACAAAUAAUAUCGCACCAGUGAUACCCAGGUGCAAAGACGCGCCGCAGCUCCAUGCAGUUUGCUCUUGUCUUGUGUCUGAGCGUGCAGACGAGCUGUCAGCAUCCCUGCCCUUUGCUCCACUGGGCACUCUCAUCCUGUCGGGCUAGAAUCGCUCCAUAAAUGAUGAUGAGCUCACAGACAGGAUGUGAUUCAGAUUUCAGUGUUGAGAGGAUCAUAGACAGUUUGCACAAAAGCCAAUUCUGCCAGAAACUCAUCGGACUGUCGGGAGCAGCUGAUCAGGCCUCGAUUGGCCCUUUUCUGCCCCCUUGAAACCAAAUUCAGCUGUGACUCAGAAUCUGUGCUGCUGGCGCUUGUGUUUUUGCAUUUGACUCCUUCAACGAGGCUCAUGUGAAGAGAAAGAAGCUUUUUUGUGCAAAAUCAAUGCAGAAUGUCAAAAGCAUCACAGGUGCACAGUGAGGCUGCUCUCUCUGCAGCGGUUUGUGGUCUAUUCUUUUUAGCUCCUGUACAGGUUUAGCAGUCCUAAAAGUCGUGCGAUCCUGCUGUGAUUCAGGUCCCGAGGGUUUUUCGAGUGUGACCCAAAUUACAGAUGAAGUGACAGGAACAGGCUGUGUCCUGAGGUGCCCUUACUCCUACAGUCAGAGGAAAGCUCGCUAUAAGGCUUCUCCACAACACACCAGGAUUUCUGAGUUCAUAUUAAAAUGUUUAAUUAUAGUCUGAGAUGAAAAAGCUCGUGAGGCAGCGGGAUUCAAAGUUCUUAAAAGAUGAAAACAGAAAUACAGACAGUUGUGCAGAUUUUCUGACAUGAGGGUAAAACUCAGGAGACUGGAGGCUUUGCAGUGACUGCAUGACUAAUGGUGAACUUUUCCAGCAGUUCAGUGCUCCCUGAACACUUGAAGGCUUCCUGCUGAUCUUGAACAUCCUCCUUUCAUUAAUAAGCAUGUCGUCUUGUUCUACUAAUUACGGCCCCCUGCUGCUCCUCUCUUUUUAUCUCCGUCUAUUUCUGACUAAAUCCCUCUCUCACACCUCUUCACUAAAUCCACUUUUUUCUGGCCUCCUCUUUUCUUCCUCUCCUGUUUCCUGCUCUGCUGAUGUCACUGGUUGCCUGGGUCUUCUGAUUGGCUCCUCACCUCUCUCUGCGCUCUCUGAUUGGCUGCUUCCCCUUGCCGACCCUGGUGCUGAUUGGUAAAGGAGUAUAUCCGUAGACAGCUGGAGGAGGAGCAGAGGCAGCUGGAGAUCCUACAGCAGCAGCUCCUGCAGGAGCAGGCUUUACUGCUGGUAACAACACACACAAACUCAGAGAAACACACAAACACAAGCACACACUUCUUAAAGUGGCAGCAUGUGCAGACCAGCUUCCCGGAGUUACAACACAAGAGCUUUAUUUAUCCCCAAAGGGAAAUUCAUUUGUCUGUAACCUGAAGUUAUGAUCUGACCUGCUCAGUGGUGGUAAAGCGGUGUCUCCUUGUAAACUUCUUUGACGUUGGCAAACAGCAGAUCCAGGUUUUUGUUUUCUCUGGUCGGACAGUUAACAAUCUGAGUAAAUCCAGUCAGGUGAGAGGAGAGGGUGACAUGUUGAAGUCUCCUGAUUAUUAUUACAACCGUAGAUAUCAACACUAGAUACCUCAUCAUGACCCAAAUAAAACAACGGCAGCGCAUACGUCAAGACCACCGCCAUCUUGGAGCGGCAUCGGUGACCGCUGGUAAGCCUGGUGUUGAAUGUAAACAAAUGCUGUUGUCAGGUAAACCACAGGCUUCCAAAGCUUUAACCUAUAGAAAACCAUUGACAAGUACCUCUCCAAGAUGGCGGUGGUCUUUACACACCCUGGGCAGGGUUGUGAGACAUCUAGCCAUACGAGAUAUCUGUGAUUACAUAGGAUAACCAUGCAUCCUCUUUUACCUGGAUAUGUCCUCUUUUUGGGGGGGCUGUCCGGCCUUGUCAGGCUUUGUCCUUCAAAUGUCCGCGGUUUUGUGUGGAAGUUUCGAGUUUGUGUCACGUUGACUUACUGAGUUAGAAGCUUGAAAAAACAGUCGACAAUCGACUGUCCUCUUUUUGGGGAUUCAGAAUAUGGUCACCCUAGAUCACAACUGCCUAGGGAUGUUGAGUCUGUAUCCUAGCAACGGUAUCAUGGAGAACAUCACACAGAACUUCAGCCGUUGCCUUGAGUGGGAUGUAAACAAGUAUUGUUAUGAUGUGACUGAAUUUAAUGUGGCCAAAGAGCAACUGCCAACACUUCAAUAUCUUGACAGCACAACUUCUCCUUGACAGUUAUGUGUGAAGAGUUACGCUGCGUUCCAGUUACCUCCGAGGUCGAAAGUUGGAGCUUGGAAUGACGCUACACCCGAGUUGACGGGGUUCUAGUUAGCAAGUCGGGAAACCAAGAUGGACGCCUACUCCUAGCUGUUGUUAGCUGUUGUUUACAAUUGUCAGUUGUUGUUAGCGGUUGUCAACUGUUGUUAGCUAUACCAGUUGUAAACAACGCAUAACACAGUGUUUUACUCUUACAAACACCAUAGCAGCAUGUUCACAGUUAGACGUUGGACAGAACAACAUAAACCACUUAUUUAAUUUUACAAAAACAAAACAGAGGCGCUAAUAAAUAACACAUCAUGAAAGCUUUCACUGUUACUCUUUACUGUUGAUGCACUGUGCUGCCAUCUUGGAUUAUGACGUUGUCGUCAAGUCAGGGUUGGUGAGGAUCGUCCGACUUUCCGAGUCGGAAAUCCGACUUCAGAGGGAAUUCCAGAUGAAUUUCCAAUUCAGAGCUCUGAAAUCCUGACUCCUGAGUACAACAGGAACGCAGCAUUACACCAUCUCUGGUUAACAAAUGAAUCCAGACCCCCUCCUUUCUUCUUGCCACUAGCUUUAGCAUCUCACAAAAACACCUCCACAUGUUCACUGGAAUUGGAUGUUUUCGUCCAGAUUUGCUCCGUCUCACUGACAGAAGCUCGUCUCUUGAAUAAACUCUUCUCCCAGCUGAAAUAUCCGUCAGCAGUUGGCAAAAUAUGAUUAAAAAAGCGAUAAAAGUUUGAAUGGCACAGGGACCAGGACUUUGAGGAGGUUUUGUCGGCCUGUUUGUUGUUUUCACUCAGAAUUUGCAGAAGUCAAUACUCGAUCAAUAAGGAGGUAAGACAGAAUCACACGUCUGAAAAUGUCUGCAAACAACAGAUCGAUAAGCUCACAAAGCUGCAGACGGGUCGGUCGAUAGUCGCACUUUAUUCAGCUUUAGUGUUCAUGAUGAUGCCGUCAUCCUUCACAGUGACGAUAAAACAGACAACAGUGUGGUCUCCAUGAAGCAGAUGUUAAACAAAACAAACACACACACUUGUAGACUUUUACACACAUCUGAGACAAAUACCGGACCGUCGACUUGACAGAAAGGUGUAAGAAACACACAUGGACACUUUUGACCUGAGGUUUUCUCCUCACUGUGAUCAGUUGUCUCCUCUAAGGGCAAAAUCCAAGACUCCUGGGACGAGCUACCAAAGUUGUAUUAUGAUUAAUGCAAAGUUAAAUAAUUCAGAAUUUCACUUUCAGACACUCUUCAGCUCUCAACGGUCACUCAAAGCAACAACAGACCGAUCUUUAAAGGUGCAGUGUGUAGUAUUUAGCCGUCUACGUCACAACAUACUUGGUAGAAAUAGAAUAAAAUACUCGUAACUAUCUUCGAGGCCGCCAUCUUUUACUCACGUUUGUACGGCAGCACAGAACGGACAAACUCCUAAUUUAUAGAUUUCUGGUCUCGAUGUCCUCGGUUCACCUGUUCUGUAUCUGCUGCUGUUUUUCAGGAGUACAAGAGGAAGCAGAUCGAGGAGCAGCGGCAGGCCGAGCGGCUGCAGAGGCAGCUGCAGCAGGAGCGAGCGUACCUGGUGUCUCUGCAGCAGCAGCAGCAGCAGGAGGGGCCGCGACCGCCGCAGGACAAGAAGCAGCUCUACCACUACAAAGACCAGGCGCCCGGGACCAACGACAAACCCGCCUGGGCUAAAGAGGUAAGGGUGCGAGACGUGGAAACACACACAGAAUCUCUACAAACGUUAGGCAUCAAACUUUUUUUGAGGAGUUUGAGGGAAAAUGAUUUUUACAGGUUUACGUACAAGAAAAACAAACGUACAGAUCUGCACUUCUAAGGAAGACAAAUAUUUAGUUUAAUAUGCUUCUAUAGAUGAUAAUCGUCUCAGAGCAGGACUGGAUUUUAAGUGUUUUAUCCAAACCAGGUCUGCUGAGCUCCUGCAGGUGUGAACUGGGAUUGUUUGUUUGUUUAUGUUGUCUUUGUUGAGUUUUCUCCCCUCCAGGUGUGGUUGUUUCAAAACCUGCAGAAGAGUCUCUGAAAAUGCUGGAGGUGUUUUUUUUUUCACUCUUCCAGGUGCAGCAACUGGGCAUGUGCAGGAAAAAGCAUUUGCGUGUUUAACAUGACGUUUCUCUCGAAUGUCGAGUUUCAUUUCAGCUCCGAUGCUCCAACCAGAUGUGUGUGAAUUCAGUGAACUGUGUUAACCCUCGGUUCCUACUAUGUCCAUUUUGAGGAAGUUUGUCAUUUUUUUCAUCUUUAUUUUGAGCUGACAGUCACACAUUUUUAAAGAUUAUGGCAUCAGAUUUGGCGAGAGUUCUUAUUUUUCUUCAUAUACUGUAUAUUAAAAAAAAAAAAAAAGUGUCACCUGUAGUUCUCCUUUGUCGCAUUUUAGCUCCAUCCACUCUACUUUGUCUGCAAAUCGGACAAUAGACUUCCAUUAAAACACUUUUUUGACUGUGUGUUGAUGGCACCAUAACAACAUAUCAAAACCGCAAAAAGAAGGUUUUUAUUCAUUACUUUUAAUGGUUAAGGCUGAAGUUGUUCAGAGAUUUGAGUCAAAAAAAGUAAGAAAAAAUGUUUAAAAGUGAUUAUUUUAUAAACACUUGUCUGCAUAUCCUCUUUGGGGGACAAAGUAGGCUGGAUGAUGCCAUAAAUAUGAAAAAUUACGAAAAAAGACUUGAAAUGCACCAAAAUCAGUUUUACUUCUCGUCAUUGACAUGGCCCAGACUCUAUUUAUCAAAAAAAAAUUAUCUAAGUCAUUUUAUAUGUAAAAUAUAGCAAAUUUGUGUCUUUUUUACAAUUGAAAAUAACAGUGCCAUUAAGCAUUUAUGGUCAGAACAGAAGUUGAUUAAGAGAUUUGAGUCGAAAAAAGUUUUAAAAAAAAGUUUAAAAAUGAUUAUUUUAUGAACACUUUUCUGCAUGUCUGUUUCGGGGACAGAGUAUGCUGGAUGGAACUUUAAAUGAACAGGAACCGAGGGUUAAAGGGAUAGUUUGGUCAUUUUUAGGUGGAGUUGAAUGAGGUGCAUGUCAUCAUGUGUUUUUUAUCAUAUAUGACAGAAACGAUGUCUAAGAGGUAGCUCUUUUAUUUGCUUUUGCUUUUAUUUACAGACCCCAUUGGUUUACAUGGAGGAGGGUUUUCAUGUUCUCUACCUCCUGAUUGGCCGCUGAGCCGUGCCUUGUACCCUCUGUUUCUAUGUGUCAUGUGAUCAUGCGUCCUAACCCUCACCUCUCUCCAGGUGAUGCGUCGAGCUCAGAGCAACUCUCCUCGUAUCCCUCCAAAGAAAUAUCACUCCUUCAGGGAGCCCCGAAACAUCAACCUCGACAAUCUCCUCCUUCUCCCCGGUUACAAACCUCGCCGCCGCCCCCGCCCUCGCCCCCCCUCCUACCCCGCUCACAUCAGCCCCUCCAGAGAUCACCACCAUUUGCCUCGAAUCCGUGUCACCUGUGAGCCUGGCCCCGCCCCCCAUCCCACUCCACCGGUGAUUCCUCGCAGGAGUUCCAGCAGGAGCCCGGCCAGGGGGCGGAGCCCUGGGCGCCGGGUCAGUCGGAGGAUGACUCCUUAUUCCCUCGUGGCGGCGUACUAACUCUGAGCUGGAACGGUUUCCCUCUAAUCUCUCCAACAUUUUGAUUGGUCCUCUAACCAGGCGGACUCACACAUUAACUCUGGGCCGGCAGCAGAAUCAUAAUGUGGACUCUCCUCCAGUUUCUCACUCCUUCAUCUCACUUUUCCUCACAGGAGCCUUUUGAUUAAUUUCCUCUUUGAUUGCUUCUGUCGGUGCUUCCUUCCAACACUGACACUAACUCCCACCUCUUGCAUAAUAGCACUGAAUCAUAUUGGACUUUUAUUAUUUAACCAUGAACGGGCCGACAAAUCUGCAGCGGCUGGAAGAGGCUGCACUUUCAGACUUUCUGCAUGUAAUUAAAACUUUUAACCUCGAAUUUCCUCAAUGUUUAACCCUCACUUUUCAUUUCACAGGUUACUGACUCUGUUGCUGGCUGAUCUGCAGGGUUGUGGGAAUCCUCUCUAACAGUGCAGCGGCUCUCAGUCUGCUGGUUUUAUUCAUAUCAUAUCAUGAUUUAGAUGUUGCUCAGAUCUCAGGAGAGAAAAUCAGCAAGUUUAGGAUGUUUGGAGGUUUUAUUCAGCAAGAUUAUCUUCAAAUUUAAAGAAUGAACUCUACCAUUAAGAGUAAAAAACAAAGUUAGUCUAUGCAUGAACUGCUGCAGUUUUAUGUGAUCAUUUUCAACAUCUGCAACAAUCUCUGUUUGUUCUAUUUCUAGCCUCCUCUUAAUUGUUUUAUGACAUAUUAAACCUUCAACAUUAAUAAAAAGGAUGUUUACUAGUUUAUUUUAGAUAAAAAAUGAAAAACUAAAAGCUAAGAAGCUCGAUGCAACAUCAGUCUUAAAUCAGGCGUCAAGUCCGUUUAGAAAGAAGACGUUUUUCAGAGAUGAGGGGACCAGAACAGCAAAAAUAUGCCAAAGUAUUUAUUCCUAAAAGUUUCUGUAACUUUGUCGUCUUUAAGGUUCAUGUGAGGGACUUUUGAUUUGUACCAAUUCUACCAUUUAUUGUAAAUAUUUAAACUGUUUAUAUGCAUACUAUUUUACCAUUUUGUGUUGUACAUAGUGUACAUACUUGUAUAUUAUCUCUUUGAUUUUACUUAUUAUACUUAUUUUAUCUAUUUACAGUAUCUCUUUAUUUUAUCUUUUAUUUAUCUCCUCUUUCUACUUAAUUUGCACUGGAGUUACAGUAACAAAAAGCAAUUUCCCCAUGGGGAUUAUUAAAAUAUUUCUGAUUCUGAUAUUUAAGUGGAAAUCCUAAAAGCCAGUUCAGGAAAACUCCCUACUGGAGCUUUAAUGGUUAAAUCAUGAAUGAAAAUAGUCCAGUUUAGUCCAUGCAGAUUGAGAGCUGCUGUUGUGUUGCAUGUUUUUGUGUGGAGGGUUUAAUUUUACUAACUUUAACCUUAUUUCACAGGCUCUCCUUACAGUAACUCACUCACCUGAACUUUCUUAAUCCUCUUGAAUUUUUGUUGGAUGAGAUUUCUUUUCCUAACACUCUCACUGUAAAGAUGUUGUAGAUUUUUGUGCCUUUAGGAUGUUCAGUGUGUGUCUCACCUUUUACCUUUUAGCCUCUCAGUGACCUUAAACCCCCACAAACUCACACCUGAGUGUGUUUUCUGCAGAUAGGAGAGUAAAAAUGCAGGUCGAGAAAAAAACUCCUCUUCUGAACUCUAAAGGCUUUCUUAUCACAGUAAAUCAGGGCUAGAAGCACACACACACACACACACACACACGCACAGAAACACACACACACACACACACACACACACACGCACAGAAACACACACACACGCUGUAAGCUGUAAGAACCCCUCCCAGGUGUGCACACACACAUUUAGGGCAGAUCUCCAGGCCUGCCCUCUGGUGGCAGCUGGUGGACUGAUGUAGGGCAGCUGCAGCUAAAUCAGUCUGUCCCUCUGUGGACACUACACAUGGACACACACACACACACACACACACACACACACUCUCAGUGCAGAAAGGUCUACCCUCACCUCAGCCUCAGAGGAGGAAAUAUUUCCAUCUCAAACAGACACCCUGCUCCUCUCUCCUCUUUAAUGAAAUGACUGCAGGCGUGAAAGUGACAAAUUCAGAUUAACAACAGUUUAAGGACGAAAAUGGAGCACAUUAAUAAGACGAGAAACCUCCUAAUAAGAGAGUUUAACCCAAACUUUAAUCAUAAAAAGAGUUUCAGCUUUCAGAGUUUCACUUCAUUAGUUUUUAACUCCAGUGUGAAGUGGUGAUUAAAAAAACAGAUUUUUUUAGGGUUCACAAAUCAUUCGAAGCUCAAAUGUACUAAAAAAAGUGCAAAAACAAACAACAUAUCUGAUGUUGCAACUGUUGAAUGGAAAAUAAACGCUCAUUUCAAAUUUGAUGCCAGUAACAUGAUUUUAAAAAGUUCAUUCAGAAACGACAAAACAAUUUAAAAAUUUCAUAUAAUAUCAUUACAAGAUUAGAGAAAUCUCUGUACAAAAGAGACGAGGACUGAACCCUUUAAUGCCUUUUGAUAGAUACUUUUAUACACUUCUAUCAAAUCAAUAUGAUCAACAAAUUACUAAAAAAACACCUGAAUACUGCCCGAUAAAUGAUAAAAAUAUCCUCUUGUAGUUUAUCAGUUUCCAAACACAUCUAAUGUAUCAAACAAGAUAAAUAAAUAUAUUUGUUCAAUUUUAAGGAUAUUUAGAUUUUUUUGAAAUAAACAUUUCAGCUCCAAAAAAAUUGAAUUUUCUGGCCAUAAUUUCAGGCAUUAAAGGGUUACACCAAGACUGGAUGGUCCUGAUCUUCAGGGCCGCAGGCAGCGCUGCAUUAAAAACUGAGAGGACUCUGUAGUGGAAAUCACAGCAUAGGCUCAAAAUCCCAUUAAAAGAACAAUAAGUUGUUGCUUAUUUUAAAAAGAAACCAGAUAUGAACAAGAGACAAAGGAGACCCUGAACUGUUGAGCAGAUGAAAUCCUCUAUCAGACAAUUAUGGGACAACAAUCACCGUUAAAACUCCAGAAAUGAGUCUGCUAAGUUCACUAAUGUUUACAGAGCAUUGGUAAGAGAAGAGCGGAUGACACAGAGUCGUAAACAUGACCCUGUAACAACUCUCUAAAAUGUUAUCAAACCGAAAAUGAGCAUUAAUUUUUCAUAAAACAACACAGAUAUACAGUUUCAUAAUUUCUCAUGUCGUCUUUGGGGUCGAAAUCAAACAUCUAGAUUUACUGAUGCCUUUAUACACAGAGUUCAGAUUGAGAAGACUGAUGUAAAAACAGGUUAAACUCUGCAAACACACACCUGCUGUGAGUGACUGUCGUCUGAUGUGUGUAUGUGUGUGUGUGUGUGUGUGUGUGUGUGUGUGUCAGGUGGACGAGCAUUUUAAGAUGAACAGACAGACUUCUCCUGCAUUUCAGCAUAAAGUCUCAAACCGGAUCUCGGACCCGUCUCUGCCGCCGCGCUCUGAGUCGUUCAGCAGCGGAGGAAUCCAGCAGGCCCGGACCCCGCCCAUGCACCGCUCCGUAGAGCCACAGGUGUGUGAACGCCGUCUUUACAGUGGAGUGUGUGUGUGUGUGUGUGUGUGUGUGCAUGAGGUCCGUCAGGGUCCGAUCUCUGUGCGGAGGAAGAGGAAUCAGCUGAGCAGGUUUAUAAGACAGCAAGAGGAGCUUGUGGGACAUGUCUGGGGGGGAACACUGUCCUUAAACCAGUUUGGGUCAGCAUCAGUGUUUCCAUGGUAACAAUAGAUCAAAAAGUCUAGGGUUUGAACAUGACUCUGAGGCAUGUGCUUCUUAGUUUCUUUUCUUCAUCACUCCUCCUCCUCCUCCUCCUCCUCCUCCUCCUCAUCGUCACACUGUUUGAACCCAAAUCCUGAUCCUGCUCUUCCUCCUGAACCCCGCCUGUUUCCUGCUCCUGUGUGUGUGUGUGUGUGUGUGUGUGUGUGUGUGUGCGCGUGUGCAGAUGGCCCACCUGGUGCAGGUGAAGAGUCACGGUCUGUCAGGCUCCCAGUCUCUGUACGACCCUCACGGCGUCUCCACCUCCUCGGCGUCGCCCUCCCCCUCCCGGCCUCCCAUGCCCCGGCAGAACUCCGACCCCACCUCCGACACCCCUCCUCCCCCGCCCCUCUCCCGCCUGGCGCCCCCCCUCGACAAGUUGGACCGUAGCUCGUGGCUGCGGCAGGACGACGACAUGCCCCCCAAGGUCUCUGCAUGCCGCCACCGUGUGUGUUUGUCCCAGUGUGUGUGUUUGUGUAUGUGUGUGUUUAUGUGUGUCGACUCCUGCAGCUUGAAGCUUCUCUUCUCUGGUGUUUCUCUGAUGUUUUUGCUGAUUUCACCCUAACUUUUAAAACAGGUGACCAACUUUGACCUGACUGUUCUGACUUUAAUGGAAAAAUGCUGAAAAGUUUAAGAUAUUCCACCUUAUUUAGAGGAAGAAAACCCAAACUGAAAAUUUUAUAUGUGAAUUUAAUCAACAAUGAACCACACAGUGUCCGCCAUUUUUGGACAGAAAGAGACAGAAAAGGCUGCUGAGACUUCUUUCAAAUCAUACCUCCUUAAAUAUCUGAGAUAAUUACUUAGACUGGACUUUUCCCACAGGAUUAAUAUUAUAUAAAUUCUAGUAAACUGUGAGUUACAUCCUUUCAUCGGUGCUCAGAGUCAGGCGAAUCUGUAAUUUACUUGAAUUUACUGACAUUUCUGAUUGAAAACCCUGAAUCUCUGCUCACAUCCUCCUUGUGUCAGAGGGCAGCUUCACUCUGCUGAAGCUUACAGCUGCUUCUAGAUGAAAUAAUGUAGCUUCACCGUCCAAAUCCUGUAAACUUCCAUCAAACGUGCUUUAAAAACUUUAGGACUCACAGUUCAAAGUUAAAAACUCCAUGUCCUAUAAAGUCUAUAAGCUCUAACGCAGUUACACAGCUUGUAUUUUGGACUCCUCUACUAUAGAUAUUGAUUUCUGUCUGUGCAAGUCAGUUGGUUGCCAAGCAACUAUAAAUAAAGUGCUGCUUCCUUCAGCUCUGUACAAAAAAAGGCGACAUGGUGCACCUUGUAUUUUGCAGGUAAUGUUUCUCCAAAGGCCAAAAAUCAAUCUGAAGGAAAAGAGAAAAUAUUCCUUACCCCGUGCUGCAAAACAUGUCGCUCAUCAAAUCACGAACAUCUUUGGACGGAUUUUAGUCUCGUCUUUCUGCAAGACUUUAUGAUAGGCUUUAUCUUUAUUUAUUUCUUCACAGUGAAACACAAAAACUAGAUUUUUUUUAAAGUUAUUAUUAUUUACGCCAAUAAACAUAUGUUUAAGCCCAACAUAUAAGAAGUAUCACAUGAGCUGUGGUUAAAAGACGUUAAUUUUCAUUGUGUUUUGAUUUAACUUUUAAGAUUAUUUUACUUCCAUGUGGCAUUAACUAACGAAUAAAGUGUAAAACCCUCGUAAAAACCAACACUUGGACUUAAUUUAGAGUUAAAAGAACUUGAAACUGUGACUGAGAAACGUCUGUUAGACCAGUAAUAGAUUAUAUGAUUUCAACCAUGUCCCACCUGUUAACAUGGAGGGGCGGGGUUUAUGAUUUAUACUGCAGCCAGUCAGUAGGGGGAGCUCUAACUACUCUGGCCUCACUUUUCAGGGGAGGAAGGUAGUUUCCAAUCUGAGAUGAGGGCUGAUGAAAAGUGGAUUUGAAGGUCUUUGGUUGAACUUUGGACAGCUGGAGGAUUAAACAUUCAUGUUUUCAUGUCGCUCUCAGAGUGUGUGUGAAAUAAAAUCAUCAUGGAGGCUCUGAUUGUUUGUUUGUUGUGGUGUGUUUGCAGGUCCCUCAGAGGACAACCUCCAUUUCUCCUGCUUUGGUCAGAAAACACUCACCUGGAAACGGACCUGGCCUUGGACCUCGGGCUGGAGCUCACCUUAUACGAGCCAGGUACACACAAACACACACAAAUACACACAAACACACACAUACACUAAAACCGUUUCAGCUGAAAACCUGUUCUCCACCUCUGUUACUUCAUUUUUACUCCUAAAACUUUCCCACAGAAUUGACCCAGCUCAGCUUUUUCUUACAUAUAUACAGUGUAAAGAUGAAGUGCACCUUACACAACCCAGGCAAACACACACACAAACACACACUCAGCAAGAGACACACACUCCCACACACACACACACACACGCUGCUCUGAUGUGGAGCUGUGGAAACGCAGGUGUGAUGUUCUUUUUUAGUUUGGCAGGAUUUAGACAGUUUUCUCUCCCGCAUGAAUGAGACAGCGCUGUCUGUGUUUGUGUUGCCGUAGCAACCCCGACCUGCGGAGGACGGACGUUUCCAUGGAGACGCCCCUGAAGAGGACGAGCAGCGGCAGCUCCUCCAGCUCCAGCACCCCGAGCUCCCAGGGAGGCUCCAACGAACGAGGUGCAAACACACACUCUCACGUUUGUUCUUCAUGUGGCGUUGGACUUUAGCGCCUCUGGAGGUUUACGCCACGCUUACUCAGAAAUACACAGAAAAAAAAAACAGUCCAUUUAUUCAUCUGUGGGGGUCUCAGUUUUACUGUAAAUGUAAGUUAUACAGGACACUGGUAGACUGGCUGAAGGUGGGUCUCAGUUUCACUGUAAAUGGUACAUAAUGUAGGGCGUUUGGUUGUUUCGGGUGAGUCUCAGUUUAACUUUAAGUCGUACAUCAGUAGAUCUGUUUAGUGUGAGUCUUAGUUUCACCAUUCAUAGUGAGUUAAAAAGGGUGUUUGUUCAUUUGUUUAGUGUGUGUCUCAGUUUGACUGUGAAUAAAGUGUUGGUUGAUUUAAUUUAGCUGAGUCAUUUGUUUGGAUGAUAAAAACUUGAGAGAUCGAGGUUCUUAUUAUCGUGCAUCACAAGAGCUUUUUGGUCAUCAAAGGCCACCGUCGCUUCACCAGUGGGAGAUGAGAACAUUUCCAGUUCUUACUAAAUAAUCCUGUCUCUGUGCACUUCCCUUCUCCCAGUUUUCCUGCAGACCCAGGUCCUUAAAACUAAACAUGCACCGAUAACUCGGCCGGUUGAUCGAUCCGUGCCGAUUUCCUCCAAGAUUAGAUUAGUAGAUUAUUAUUUGAAUAACUUCCUCAAACCUUGUGAUUUCCUUUAUUUGUGAAAGCAAAAUGCACUUAAUUUUGGUAAGAGGCUCAAAACAGGCCUGAAGUGUGACCUGUUGGACAAGUAAUUUUAACUUUUAAAAGGUGUAAAAUAAAAGACUAAAGGAACUGAUAUAAUUUAGUAGUUUGGACUAAAUAUGCUAAACUUUUUAUUUAUAUUUGAGAGAACGACCUCAUGUUCAGUUUGUAUUGUUUCACAAGAAUUAUUUAAUGUUUUUUAUUAAAAUAAGACUGGAGCAUCAAAGGUGUAUGUUGUCAGUUAUAAAAAAUAAUCUGUAUUGGCAGGUCAAGCUUUUCAAAGAUUGGUAAUCGGUGAUCAGCCAGAAAAUUGUGAUCGGUGCACCUCUACUUAAAACGUCAUAAGAAGUGACUCCUUUCACAGAUCCAGUGUGUUCCCGCUCCUCUGAAAAACCCUCUCUCUCCACGCUGUUCCUUUUUUUCCAAAACUCUCCUCAUUCUCCAGAUUUCAUCUCCAAAAACCCUCUCUGGUUUUAAAAACGUUCUCACCUCUCAGUUUUUUUUUUGUGAUUUCAGGAAAUUCAGCCGUGAAGACUGAAGGCUCGACAGUUUCUUCUUCCCACGAGACCAAAGAUGACGGAAGAGAGGUGACACGACCCAGCAGGCCUGCAGUGAGUGCACACACACACAUGCACACACACACACACACACACACACACACACACACACACACACACACACACACACACACGCGCGCGCGCACACACAUUUUUAAUUGUUAAUUUUUUUCAUGCUGUUCACACUUUUGUGUUUUAAGUCUUUGCAGGUAGUUGUGUUGCUUUAAUAUCUGUGUACUCUUCCAAAGUAGAUCUCACACUCACACACACACUCACAGACACACACUCACAGACACACUCACAGACACACACUCACAGACACACACUCACUCUGACAGACGAUCUUCUUCUUCUCUCUGGACUAACCAUUCUGCUGUUCAUUCUCACCCUCUUCCUCCCUCUCUUUUCAUCCUCCUCACCUUCAUCCCUCCUCUCAUCUUCCUUCAGAGCUAUAAGAAAGCUGUAGACGAGGUUAGUGACAUUUCUCCUCCUUCACCUCUCUCUCUCUCUCUCUCUCUCUCUCUCUCUCUCUCUCUCUCUCUCUCUCUCUCUCUCUCUCUCUCUCUCUCUCUCUCUCUGUGUGUUUCUCGUUCUCACACCCUCCCUCCUCUCUCACCUGUUGGUUUGUAAAUCCUUGAAGGUCGUUGAUGCUAGAGAAAUCUUUUCAUGCUCAUAGAAGGUUUGAUUUUGUGUCAUUAUUAUCACUUCAGACACCUCUGCUCUCAUGUUUCACCUCCAUCGCUCUCUCUCUCUCUCUUUUCUCUCUUCCAUCUCUUCUCUCUCUCUCUCUCUUUUCUCUCUUCCAUCUCUUCUCUCUCUCUCUCUCAUCAGGAGGAUUUGGUAAGAUAACCCCCUCUUCCUCUUCCCUUUCUUCCCUCCCUCCCACCACCACCUCCUCAGCCCCUCUCUCACAUGCACAAACCUUUUUUGCUGCAAACAGUGAGACGACACAAAGGCUGAAUUUAACAUGACCUUUGACCCUUAGCCUUCCUGCACUGAGGCAUGAUGAUACUGUUGACCCCGGUCCUCUUCCUCCUGCACCGUCCUGCUGCUCGCUGCCCUCCUAAAACUCAGACUCUCGGUGAUCAGAUGAUGACAGAGUUACACCUAUAUUGAUUUAUUGAUUUAUUUCACCGUUUAUUUCUUUCCUCCUGCUUGAUUUUUAGACUUUCACACCUGCUUUUACUGAAAUAUCUCACAGUUUACAGGGAAAGGAGCGCCGUCCUCCUGCAUUUAAACUUCCACUCUGCCUUACAAGAACUGAAUUUGAUGCACUUUCAUCUACGUGGCCGUCACAGCCUGUUUCAUGACGGCUGCCUGAAACUUUCCACACACAUUCAUCUCUGCGACCCAAAAAUAUCUUAAAAAGAAAAUGUGUCAUCUUCAAUAAAAAGACCUCUUAACAACUAAUCGGCAACGUUUACUCAUCAUUCAGGAUGUUUAAUGUUAAAGAGACUUAAAGUUAAAGUCCUGAGAACAUCCACAGAGUUAGAUCAAUCUCUCUUGUGUUGUUUAGAUGAAGAAAAGCAUCAAAUUUAAAAUCCUUUUACCUGUAUUUAGUCGUCUUCUCAUCUAGAGGGAAACACCUGACCACGGGGAUUCAGACGGAGCAGAACACGACUAAACUUCAGAGCUGGUUGCUGAACUUCUCUGUGUUUUUUUUCUCCUCCAGGACCUGACGGCUCUGGCCAAAGAGCUGAGGGAGCUGCGUCAGGGGGAGGAAACCAGCCGCCCGCCGGUGAAGGUGACGGACUACUCAUCGUCCAGCGAGGACUCUCACAGCAGCGAGGACGAGGAAGGAGAGGGCGGGGCUAAUGACGGGACAGUGGCUGUUAGUGAUAUACCGCGCAUCAUGUAAGUGUCGGAGUUAGAGAUUUAUCGCAACUUCUUGAUACAAAACUUUGAUUUCAACAUGAAAAUCAGCGAAAUUAUAAAAAGGGUCGAACUGUUUUUUUAAGUGACAAACUUUAUUUAAACAACAGGUGAAUAAAAACUGUAAAAUCAAAGAUAAAGAUUAAAAAGAUUAACGUUUUUUUCUCCUUUUUUAGGCCAGCAGCGAGUCAGGGCACCAACGAGUCGUUUGGCGUGAUGGGAGGUCACAACGACGCCCACGACGACACGUACGCAAACAGCUCCCAGGACAGUACUCUGAUGAUGCGUGAGGUAAGCCCCCCCCCCUUCUCUCUCUAUUCUGACCUUUGACCUCUUGCUGCAGUCUGGCUGACUCAGCAGAAAGUGAGACUCUGCGCUCAGACGCUCGUUCUCCGGCUCUGCAUGCCUGGCUGCCUCCUGGUUUUGUUCUGAUGUGUGCGCUUGAGCGUGUGUGUGUGUGUGUGUGUGUGUGUGUGUGUGUGUGUGUGUGUGUGUGUGAGGAUUGCUGAGUUGGCUUCUCUCUGAUCAGAAAAGUCUGUCGAAUGGAGGAACAUGACUUCCUCAAAGACAGCUGAUUUCACGUUUCUGUAUACAGUGGGUUUAUAUAAAGUACUUUGGAUCACUUUGAUUACAGUCUUUCAAAAUUAAACCUGGAUUGUUUGGUAUAGAUGCAAAAAAACAGACUUAUUAGCAGCUAAGCUAACAGCAUCUCAAUCCAGUUUAACUAACUGUGUCAUAAUUAUUGGUCAUGACUUUUACUAAGAACAUAUUUAUGUAAAAAAUGAGCGUAAACACAAGAAUGAUUCGAGACUACUAUACUAAAAAACGCCACAAAAGAUUGAAUCAGACUAAAUUUAUUAAAUAUAUACUGUAAAUAUUAAAGAGUGUGUGUGUGUGUGUGUGUGUGUGUGUGUGUGUGUGUGUGAAGGAGUCCUUCCUGAACCCUUGGAUCCAGUUCCCACCCACCCCCAGAAACAAAAACACACCCAGACACCGCAGAGUUCAGCUUCCUCCCUCCAGCACCUGACCUGUCAAUCACAGUUUUGCUGCACAGUAGCCCCGCCCCUCUCUCUCUCUUUUUGCAGAGACAUAGAGAACGGAGGCGGAGCUCUGCCGCCAGCAACGGUUUCCCCGGCAACGUUAAUCUGUUCUCCGGCAAUGCCAAUCUCCCCGAUUUGGUGCAGCAAAGCACCUCCCCUCUGGUCUCCCCUGGCGACGCCUCUGGGGCCCAAGUAGGUGGAGCUGCACCCAACUAACUAUCAGCCCCCAAACUCCCACCCCCCUGCACUUGAUCCUGGCAGACCAGCACCCUAUCACCUGUUCACCUUUGCACCCUGCUUCACCCCACCGCCCACAAACCCGACACCAACCGACCGACCAAACAAGUCCUUCAGCAGGGCGGGAAACAGACGAAUAAUCAGCCGAUAAACUUGCAGCAGCAGCAAACUAAGAACUAAGUGGUUAAUAAAAUCUGAAAUGAUCUGAGGUUGGAGUAGAAACUGUGAAGGAAAUAAAGUGACAAAGUUUUAAAGGUGACGUGUGAACAGAAGUUAAUCGUUGUGCAGUCUGCUUUCAUGACCUGUUUGAUGGUGAUGAAUAAUUAUGACCAAUCUGAGCAGAUCCAACAGUUAUCACGUUUUUUCCUGUUUUAUUUGCUCCGGUUUUAUUUCUUUCCAUCUCGGAACAACAACAAGCACAAAAAUUGAAAUUCUGAGCAUGAGAAUAAAAACAACAACAACACGUGGCCUCUUUAAUUUCCUGCCCUGCUGAACUCUGAUCUGUCCUGCUUUGACUUCUGGAUGGAACAAACUGGAUUUAUUCCUCUCUCUGCUCCACCCGUUUGAUCCCCCUCUCUUUUUACCUCUCUCAUCCUCUCAGUUUUCCACAGUAUGACCCUGAAGGUCCACCUUGAACUGAUAAUACAGGUAGCUGGAAAAUAAAGGAAACACUUAGAGUUAGAUUUCUGAUCAUGCUGAGGCAUCAUUUGAAGGAAAUUAAAAUCAUCCGGUCCUUAACUGUGUCUCAAAAUAACCUUCACCGCUCAUUAUUUUUACGUUUUUCUGCAUGAGGCCAAAAGGGUUUCUACAGAGCAGCGUUUUUAUUAUUUUGGUCAUGAAAGAAAGAGCGUCCUUACCCCUUCCCUCUUAAAAAAACAAAGAAUAAAUAAAUUAUUUUGUGGACCAAAAUAUCUCCAUUUACCAAACAGUGAUUCCUUUAUUGUAACAGUUACCUGUGAAACUGAAAACCCACCGAAGUGACCCCCUGUGUCCUGUGUUUGUGUUAUCUGCAGUACGGGAUGGGAGGCAGCGGAGGCUCCAAGGCUUCCUUCACGCCGUUUGUCGAUCCGAGGGUGUACGGGACCUCGCCAACAGAGGAUGAUGAUAACAUCUCUGCAUCAGGUGCUUUUUCUAUCUGAAUGUGCUCACACCAGACGACUCAGUUUCUGGUUCAAAGUCUUUUUAAAUACAGUGAGAUGCUCAUUUUGUGUAUUUUAGUCCCAUUUGUGUCAAAGAGAUGAUAGAGAAGGAAAAACUCAAGGGCAUGGCAUGUUCAAGUUGUAGCAAUCUGUCUCCAUCCUUCAAAUAUUUAUACCACUAAAAGCUUCAAUUAUUCAUGCACUUUACUUUGCUGUGAUAUUGACUGUGUUGUUAUGCUGCAGCGCUGAUUGCAGAUGAGCUGCUGAAGCAGGAGCAGGAGCAGGCCAGGCUGAACGAGGCCAGGAAGAUCUCUGUGGUCAACGUGAACCCGACCAACAUCAGACCGCACAGCGACACGCCCGAGAUCCGCAAAUACAAGAAACGCUUCAACUCUGAGAUCCUGUGUGCAGCCCUCUGGGGUCAGACAGUCACCAAAACACUUUCGCCAUAUUACUGUUAACACUGAGAGAUGUCAAAAACAAACAUUUGUGCGUUUGUUCAGGGGUGAACCUGCUGGUGGGAACGGAGAACGGCCUGAUGCUGCUGGAUCGAAGUGGACAAGGAAAAGUUUAUAACCUGAUCAAUCGGCGGCGCUUCCAGCAGAUGGACGUCCUAGAGGGACUCAACGUCCUGGUCACCAUCUCAGGUUGGGAUUUAUCACUCUGUACCUGGAUUAAAGGGACCUAAUCAAUCAAUCAAAGUUUAUUUUCAAAGCACUUGAUAAAACAUGAUAAAACACAUAGGACACAUAGGAGAGAUGAGACUGUUUUGGGGUGCGUGACAUUUUUUUCGCAACCAAAAAAGCAUGUCGAGAAACUCACAGAAACAUUACUGAGUCUGUAUUGACUCUGGCGCCCCCUCUGGAUAAAGUGGUAACCCUGAUAUUGUUGCUGAUUUUGUCUCAUCUUUAUUAGUGGUGUUAAUCAUCAAAAACCUCAUCCUCUUGUCUGUUUACAGGGAAAUUUGUCACAUAUGCUGAAUAUUUACUGUAGGAAAAGUAGCUGUGGCUGUUCCUUUAGUGCCCCCACCCCCAAUUAAAUUCAGGUUAAAGAUUUUUCUUUUUUUUUUUCUGCAUCAGGGAAGAAGAACAAGCUGCGUGUUUAUUACCUGUCCUGGCUGAGGAACAGGAUAUUACAUAACGACCCUGAGGUGGAAAAGAAACAGGGCUGGAUCACGGUCGGGGAGCUGGAGGGCUGCGUGCAUUAUAAAGUCGGUAAGAAAACUGGUGUAUGUGGUUUAUGGGGACAUGAACCAAUAUGGGGACUCACUCAGACUGGGACAUAAAGUUGGUCCACUAAAAGUUAACUGUUAAAUCUUAAAUUUUUGUUUGAUUUAUUUAUUCUGUUUCUGCUGCGCUGCCUCUCUCCUACAGUGAAGUACGAGAGGAUUAAAUUUCUGGUGAUCGCUCUAAAGAACUCGGUGGAGAUCUACGCCUGGGCGCCUAAACCUUACCACAAGUUUAUGGCCUUCAAGGUAGGAGUCAGGUGUUUUUCCAGUUUAAUUUUGUCCGUUUCGAUAACUGCCCUUUUUGAUUUCAAGUUACCCCUCCUCUUUAUCUCCUCAUCUUUCAGUCGUUCACUGACCUGCAGCAUCGCCCCCUGCUGGUUGACCUGACUGUGGAGGAGGGACAGAGGUUAAAGGUCAUCUACGGCUCCACUGUCGGCUUCCAUGUCAUAGACGUGGACUCUGGCAACCCUUACGACAUCUACAUCCCCUCACAUGUUAGUCUGUGUGUCUGAAAAAUCUAACUGAAGGCUUUUUGAACAUCAGCUGUGUUUGCUUGGUUGUGCGUGAUUGUUUCGGAGUGAGCAGAGUUCGGGAAAUGAUAUUUUUGAAUGAAUGAAAGAGUGACAGACCAGUGAAUGAGUGAAAAUAUGAUAGAGAAAAGAAGAAAAGAGGUUAGCUUGACUGAUCAUAGAGCUUUUAUUUUGAAGGAGUUGGACCAGAAUUAAUGUGCCUGUUUGGGAAAGAUGGACGUCCUUUAUUUUUAAAACUUGAACUUGUAUUUUAUUAUGAUUCAGAACGAUAUCUCUCACUUUUUAGCCCAGGAGUCCUUAACUCAUUAGCACAUGAUGGCCACAGCCUCUCUCUCGUCGUGCUCAUUCUGUCCCUUGGCUUCUCAGACACACAUGAAAACACACACCUCCUGCUCCUCUCCCUGCUCUCCUCUCUCUACUUUUAGCUUCCUGACAGUUUGAGCCAUUGUUAGACAAUAUGUUGAAGAUUCAGCAGUCCUAGUGCUCCCAAACUUUGUUUCUCACUGAUCUGAGCAGCUUAUGAUGAAGUGAAAGUGAGAGAUGUUCGAGGGCAGGAGCCGCUCCAACGCUCAUGGGAAUUGCUCUUGCCUGUUUUUGGGGCACCAACCGCCGACAUACCUUACACAUCGGCUUAAUUGCUCGACGUCACUUUGGGGAUACCCGAACCACCGCCACACAACUGACAUUGAAUAACUUUUCUUCUUCUCAACAACAGCGUCUUUGGAGGAUGACUCAAAGUCAUUCACUCAUCUAUCUUGCUGCCCUCAGCUUCACGUUUAGCUCCACGUUCGGUCAUUCUGUUUACUUCUCUGGCAACGUACAGAAGUGAGCAGGAAAAGCUCGACUCUGAUUGGCUAUUGUGUUGUGACGCACAUUUCCGUCAUGAUUGAUCGAGUAAAUAUGCUCACAGCUGAUCACCGUGAUCGAACUGAAAUUUAUCACGAUCAUUUAUCACGAUCAUAAAAUCGCCCAGACCAACUCUUAGCUCUGAUAGACAGAUAAAUAGAGAUAAAAUGUCGGUCCUUGUGCUCUUACUUUAGUAGUAUGAAACUGUUUUAUUUGAAUUAAUAACAGCACACUGUACUGAGCUGUUGUUCCCAUCAGGUGUGAUUCAGGUGCACUGUUGUUCAUCAGAAAGCAGGACACAGAGUUCACCUAAAAAUGGCGUCCCAAAGGUCCCCGCUUAAAAUCCGCUGCUCCGUUUCCCAGCCUGAAAGAUCGUCGCAGUCAGGCCCUGUUGUCAGCAGUAUUAAUUAAUAAAUAAGUGAGAAAGAGGGUUGAUUAAUAAAUUAGUGAGUAGAUGAAGGAGUGACUGGAUGAAUGAACAGCUGUGUUAAUGAGUGAGAGAGGGAAUGAAUGAAUGAGUGAAUCAGUGGGUGAAUGUUUGUCCUCCUCUAACCCUGGUCUGGUUACAGUAAGUGAUGGACCCUGGAGGGAGACAGUAACCAUAGCAACCGCCUCAAGUUGCUCUUGGCAGUCAUGAAUCACACUGUGCUGUGUCUGUUUCCAUGGUGAUUGCGUGGCCGAGGAGCGGGGGACUCUAUUGUUGCAGCAGUUUCUCCUCUCUCAGGGUGGGGAGUGGGGGGGGGUUUAAGGAGGUCCAGACCCUCCUGUAGGUUUACGUCAGCUCCUAAUCCCCUGCCCCCCCCUACCCCCCUCCCGUGUGUUGCCCCGGCAGAUUCAGGGUCAGGUGACCCCGCACGCCAUCGUGGUUCUGCCCAAGACGGACGGCAUGGAGAUGCUGCUGUGCUACGAGGACGAAGGCGUCUACGUCAACACCUACGGACGCAUCACCAAAGACGUGGUGCUGCAGUGGGGCGAGAUGCCCACCUCCGUCGGUACGUCAACCAAUCAGCUCGCUUCUCCCUGACCCUCUCUGACCUCUGACCUGCGGUUUCAGCAGAUCAUCUUUCACCCUCACACCUCCUCCGUUCAAAGCAACUCUCCUCCUCUUCCCCCUGCCUUCUGCUUUCAGUCACACCUGUAGACGAGAAGCCCAGACUAGAGUCUCACCUGUUUCAUCCCAGCAGCAGCAGCAGCAGCUUAAAGAAAUGCAGACAGGUUUUUGGGUCGAGUGAUGAAAAGGCAAAAACAUCCACGUGCAACUGACAGAACGAUUCCUCCAGAUGACAUAAACUACAGUGAGAAUUAUUCACAAAUAAUGGAGCUUUUUAGGUUUCUACUGAGUCAUGCCAAACAUUUGAACUCAAGGAAAAACAACCCUAAUAACAAAAAUUUAGCACAGAAGGUAAAAUGUAAAAAAACAAUAAUUAUAUUUAAAAAUAAAAAAUAAAAAUAGAAAAAAAAUUUAUGUUUGGCAAAUCAUAUAUGUAUGACGGAGUAUUAGUGCCACAUUAAGAAAAAAAAAUUAAGACCUUGAGAUUAAAGUUGUUAACUUACGAGAAUAAAGUCAUUAUUAAUGAGAAUAAAGUUGUAAUAAAGUAAUUACUUAUGAGAACAAAGUCAGAAUAAAGUCGUUAUAUUCUAACCUGUUUAAGAUGACAGUUAUUGAAAUGAGAGCCAUGGAGCAUUUUGUGAAAUUGUACUCCAAUUUAGGUUUCUCAAACAAAGGGAUACUGAAUCUUUCGGCACAUCAGCACCACACUAUCGUAAGUAUAGUCGUAGUAUUUGAUUACAACUUUAUUCUCAAUAGUAAUGACUUAAUCUCAUAAAUUAAUUACUUUAAUCUCAAAGUCUUAAUUUUUUUUCGUAAUGUGGCCCUUAUACUCCGUUGUAUAUGUACCCUUUAUUGAACUGGAAAUAUCACGAAUGAUACACAGAUUCAUACACAGUUAUCCAUUUAUCCCAUUUUCAUUGAGCUGAAGAAAAUGAAAAUCGGAAAAUGAGCUGUUAUCCGUUUUCUUAUUUUCGUGUUAGAGGCGAAUAUUUAGAAAACAGGUCGUUUCUCUUUUUUUCAUUUUUGGUUUUAUUUUGAAAAUCGAAUGAAUGAAUGAUAAACGGAUUCAUAUCAAAUGUUGAAACUAAAUUUCUUCUUAUUUAAAGCUGCGAUAAAGGAGCAUCCCUGCUUGUCUCCAUCUGGGUAGUCGAGGGUUGCAGUGUUAUGGCAGUGGACAUAAUGCUGUUUUCUGGAGCUACAGCUGUUUUAAGUGAAGGGUUACUACACGGUUCAGGCAUUUUGUAUUUUAUUGCAAAGUUGUAAGUUUAAUGAAAGAGUAAUUCUGGUUCCAGUGAGAGGGCAUGCUGUGUUAGACAGUUAAGUCAACUUCAUGGACACAUUCCUAGUUCGCACUAGCUCUUGAUCUGGCCCCCAACAAAGACACAAUGCUAAAGUUAAAGCUUUAACAACAUCAUAUCCUCUAACAGGUUUGCUUAUCUGAGCAGGAUCAGAAGCACCAAACGUACCUGUCAAAUGAUAGCGAUGGCGGCCUUGGAGUUUGUAUUCUCUGUGCCGAUAAACGAAUGAAUCAAAAAUGCCGGUAAAGCGUCAAACUUUUCAACACGUGGAGGAUUCGUCUGUCAGGUUUUUUCAUCACGUAAAAGAGCUGAUUUCAAAAACUUCAACCCAGAAACCGAUGCUUGUGUUUCUUUAAUGUCAAGUGUUGAACAUCCAUUUCCUGCAUGAGCUGACAACAACACACCCCUCAGAGCAUUACCUCCACCUUCUCCUCCUCCCUCAUACAGACACACACCAACAUCUCCUCCUCUUCACACUCCUUUUCUACAGUUUCUAUUUUUCUGUGCACUGGGGGAAAUGCUUCUGUGUUGUUCGUCUGCUCUGUGAAGUUCUGUCCUCUCGUUCCGUCUGAGUGUUUUCUUCACAAAGAUUCCAAACUGAAUCUCUCAUCCGUCCUGACUUUCAUCCUUGAUUGCACGAGAAAUAUUUGUGAGAUUCUGCAGACUGAAAACGAGAUCAAAGUUUAGCCUGAGAUGAUCGCGCAGCACAGUGCAUCUAAACUUAUCUAUAAUUCAGCAGCGCGCUCAGUCAAACCGCACGAAGAGGAAACUCGAGCACAUCAAGGAUGGAUCGUGGAUCUUAUGAUCCGAGUCGAUCAGAGCGUCUGUGUUUUUCCAUUCGGCUCUCACUCUCUGAUUCUCAGAUAUCCGGAUUGAUUAAACAUGUAUGUUUGAGUGACUGUGUCUGUGUCCUGCAGUACUGCUGGUUUUCUGUGUGUGUUUUCUGUGUGUGGACUUCAUCUCCUGUUAAAUGUUUGUGUGUUUUUUUACUGUCAGACCAGAGUUUCUCACAGCCAAGCCCGGCCUCAGCCCCUCAGGCCAAACCCAAACAAAACCAGCAUGGUUGUAGAGCUGUACCCCCCUCACGCGCUGUGAUGAACUUCUGCGGGUCGAUAUUCUCCCUCUGGAGAAAAAAAUCCGAACACUUCUUUAAUUCAGGGAGAAAACACUAGAAGAUUUUCCACAGGGUUGUUUCUGCGACAGAGGAAGGUGUACGUGAUUGGAGAGAGAUCGGCGUUGCGCACCUUCGCCCCGUCGUUUAGUGUCUCACAGCAGAAAUUUGUGCAACAACAAGCUGAAGAUCUCAUUUUGACUUCAGGUCUUUGCACACUGAGGCUGUUUUGUUCAUCUGAAAUUGUUGCAUGUUGUGUCAGUUAAACUUCUGUCCAUCAUUCAUUUCAUGUUGAUACACACACUACUAGAUAAACUGAAUGCAUGUGUGUGUCUCCUUUACUCAAACAUAUUACUAGAACCCAAGUGUCUAAACAUUAGAUUCAGGUAUUGCUAGAGGCGUAUCUCUUUAAACACACCUGGAACUGAUCAGGAUCAUUCUGCAGCUCCGCUUUGGCAGGUAAACUCUCCUAUCACUUGUCUUUUUUUUUAAAAGAGAUUUUCAAUUAUUUAGAUUCUGACCCAGAGCUAGCACCACCAGCGGGUUACAUUUUGCAGCAAAUAGAAAAAUGAACACAGACUCAUUGUGGAAAGUCUUUCUGCUCGACAGUUUUUAUUGGAUUAGAAAUAAAAACAACAUGCAUUUAAACAAACAGGGACUCAGUGUGCAAAGACCUUUAUAAACUUGGCUUUGAAGACAGUCCUGGAAGUAGAUCAGACAUGACUCAGAUUUAUUGAGUUUUGACCAACUUUAUGACAUGUUAGCCCCUCUUGACCUGACAGGGAUUUUUGUGUCUUUGGUGCUGAUGUUUGGUCAGGACGCCUGCAGUCUGAAGACAUGUCUGGUCUAACUUUCAACUCAUUACAGCCUCUCUGUUUUCUGAUAUGAUCUCCUCUGACGUGCUUCUAAAAGUGUCAUUUCUGAGUGUAAAAAAGCCCCAAAUGAUCCCAAAACAGUCGAUCAGACUUCACCUUCUCCCUUCGAGAGAGCAUCCGACCCUAACCCAGCGUGCUUGGCUUUUUGAUUCGAAUCAAGUACCAACUUCAAACUGACCCAAAGCAGCAGCAGCCCUGUGGUGUCUCUCACUGUCCAAACGCCGAGCUCCUCCUCAGAUGAAGAGUUCAGAGGUCGUGAUCGUUGAAUCCGUCAGAAACUGCUGCAAUAAUCUCCUCCUGGAGGUGAGGCGGGGAGGCCUCCGAGUGUGACUGGCUUGGGUGUGAGACUGGUGCUGAGUUUUCUCCUGUCCCGAUCCCUGUCUGUGUGACGCCUGUGUGUGCGUAUGUGUGUGUGUGUUUUAUGCGUGUGUGUGUGUGUGUGCCCCUCCUGUCCCUGCAGCCUACAUCCACUCCAACCAGAUCAUGGGCUGGGGAGAGAAGGCCAUUGAGAUCCGCUCCGUGGAAACGGGACACCUCGAUGGAGUUUUCAUGCACAAGCGAGCUCAGCGACUGAAGUUCCUGUCGGAGAGGAACGACAAGGUGAGUCUGAAACACCUGGACGUUUGGGUCCAUCAGGUUCAAGAAUCAAACACUUUACCCAGGAACACCCAUGAUGGACUGUGUUUGUAUCAUAGACUGUAUAUAGAAUGGACGCCGUCUGCCUCCUCGCUGAGUGAAGCCACCUUGAGAACAGCACCCUCUGGUGACGGUCUGUAGUAUAGGUCAUAAAUCCCGCCACCUCCAGCAAUCCCUAUGGAGCUGUGGACAAACUUUAGAAACUAAUUUCACAGAAUAUAGUUUUUUCUCCCUCCUGCUUGUGAUGUUGACAUGUAGUUACUGUCAGACUGGUUUGUGCUCAAGUCCUCUUUUUUCUGUACAGCUCCAUUUUUCAAAGUUAUUAGGGGGUUCAUGUUUUCUAUGAUUGACACCUGAUACAGCCUAUGGGCGUACGAAGAUUGCGUAGCUCACCCGGUGAAUACGCUGCUUGAGCUGAGCGUCAUCAAAGCGACUCUCAGCGACUCUCCCGCCAAAUGCGCACGGUGCUACUGCGCAAUGUUGGUUUCAGGAAAUGGAGAAAAUCAUAAUUACCGAGAGCUUUUCCGUUUCAAAUCCGUAUGCUGGCGGAAGGCAGAACCAAGUUGUCCAUAGUAUAUACAGUCUAUGGUUUGUCCUUUGUUUUUGUUGAGCAGGUGAAGAAAUCUGAUUAUUCAGACUAAGAGAAGAUUUGUCAGGCUCCUGGAGGCCACACCUUUCAGUUUUGGGAUUUUUUAGUUUUACAAUCAGACACGUAUUUAUACAAUAUUUACUUUAGUUGAGGAUAUUUAAGUGUUGUAAGUGGGGAAAGAUGCUACAUUUAAUAAUAAUUGAAUGUGUUAUCUCAGGAAUGUACCACAUGGUCAUAAACCAUGAUAUUUAGGGUUUAAAGAGUGCUUUUGAUUUGUUAUGGGAAUGAACAAUAUAGUAAAGAGAGGAAUUCUAUUGUGUUACAUUGUUUUACCCAGAAGGUGGCGCCUGCAGAAGCAUUUAAUGUGUCUUAAUACACAAAGCAUGCUGAAAACAGAUAGAGGCGCCACUUUUAAAAGCUUUUCUACCUCAUUAGAAUGUAAUCUUACAUUUAAAGAAAAGCCUGAUACACUUUUAGGUAAAUAGUCAAGGUUUCAUGGUGGUGAAAAAAUUGCUGAUUACAGUGCAGAUCUUUGAGUAGGGGCACAGUUUAAACCCGCUCCACGUCUGAAUGUCAUGUACAUUGGUGACUUAUAUUCCAGGUUUUACGGUAAAUGUCUUGCAGGAUGGUGAUUGGAGUUUUUUCUCUCGCCUGCAGGUUUUCUUUGCCUCUGUUCGCUCUGGAGGCAGCAGUCAAGUCUUCUUCAUGACCCUCAACAGAAGCUCCAUGAUGAACUGGUAACCCUUCUCCUCGACCCACAACCCUCCUCUUUUUCACUCUGAGCAUCGCCCGACAUCAGGAGGGAGGGCGGCGGGAUGACUGCGUUUGUGUGUGUGUUUACGAUGUGUGUGUGUCGGAGGAAAACAAGCUGCUGAAAAAGACAUUUGAGUCACUGGAGGAAGAGCGCACCACAGGAGUGUGUCCCCUCCAACUGUAGGGGGCGCCGCAGGUCUCAUUGAUGAUUACACUGCCUGCCUGACAAAGGGGACGCCAUGAUCUGUCAGUGGACGAUGCCUCCGCCUUCCAAGUGGUUGUUUUAGCGAGUUUGGAUCCAGACUUUGAGGGACACUGACAUCACGCCGAGUAGCCUUCGACUUCCCCAUUUACUGGAAUGGGAAGCUUUAGAGAAGUUCUCUGUGUAGCACAUUACUGAUUCCCGACAGGGUGUUCACACUGCGAGUACAAUGAGUCCUUCUACUCUGCUGAUGGUGGUAAUGCAGGUGUUUAUGACCGCGGUUAUAGCAGCAAAUCAGACUUCAUUUAGUAAGUAGUGGGUGAACAUUUGUGGUGAUAGGAGUAGCAUCAAUAGAGCAAGAAAACUUUGGCUUGUCAUGAAUCUAGAUUCUGGACGCAGCAGAUUUCGAGGUGUACUGAACCACAAUCCCUUUGGAAGCAUCAGGACAUCCACACUGAGCUAGCCCGGGUGCUCGUUUAGCCUCAUGUCUGAACUGACGUGUCUUCUCCUCCAACCCAGCAAACAAACAGGAUGAACUGAAUCAAUGAAGCAGUGGUUAAAACUAAAUAUUCAGCUAUAGGAGGGCAAGACCAAACCUGUGAGGAAGUGAAAAUCUAAUCCAGUCUUAAGCUCCAAUACAACUUCAUGAAUUCCACCACAAUAGUUUACAGACGAGCUGUUUGAGUGUCGAAAAACACAGCUAAUGCUAAAUGCUAAAUGAUGCAGUUCCUUGAGUGUCCACUUGGGGCUGACGCCAAAAGCCAGUCAAUCCCCUAUUAAUGCCUGUGUUAUAGUUCAACAUGUCUUCUCAAAAUACAUUUUUAGAGUGCAGGUAAUUUUUGAACAGAAGGGGAAAUCUCUAUAAAUCAUCCAUUUUGAUAACACAAAGGGUCAGCUUUAUGCAUAAAUUUGCAUAAUUAAGGGCAGCAGUGUCCUUGCGCAAAGUGCAUCCAUAUACAGAGGCUGUUUCUUUGAAGCGGUCGUUUCUGCAUUUCAGCUUACUUUUUCAGACCUUAGCUUUGGUCUGAAGGGAAUCCAACAUUAAAAAUGUUAUGUGUGGAGGAUUGAACUCAAACUUAGGAAAGGACUUUUUAAAAAAUUAUGAAGUAGUUAUACAUCUGAACUGAACAUUGUGACACUGUAGGAGAACCACUGAAACAUGUAUCCAGAGCAGAGUGAGGAUGAUUUAAACAGCGAUACAUGACAGUGAUAAUUUCUUGGAGCUAUUUCUGGAGUUGAGAUUCAGCAGAAUGUGUGAACUUGAAGUUUUCUUCUUUACUGCCGUUUCAGGUAGGAACACUCUACUUCUAGACAGUUGAGGACCUAAUGUGCUUCCUGGAGCAUAAUGUCUGCAUAUCUCACCUCACCUCCAAAUACAGCUCACACUACCUCUCAUUAGAAAGUUGAGAGCAUAGAUACCCAGAUCUGCAGUGACAUUUACCACCACACUGAUGGUGCACCUGUGUCUGAUAUCAUUAUUUAACUCCAAAUAUCUGCUUCAUGAGUGAUUUACAAUAAAUACUUGACAAUCAUGAGAGAGAUAUGGUCAAACAAAACAUGUUUAUUUUAUUUUUUGGAUUUACAAAUGAGCCCAACAUAGUUCAGCCCAACAUCAAGGAGGUAACUUGAUAACUCGCUAACAAAUAAAAGUCGUUGUUGCUCCCCUUAAACUUCCUGAGCUGCACAGUCUCCUCCUGCACGUGUCUGCAGGAGCUGUUUCAAAGGUUUUAUACGUUUCUAACUUCAGUGUGGACUCUUGUCGUCACUUUUGAACUUCUCUAAAUCAGCCGGUUAAGAGCAGAAACUCAUCUUCUAACAUCUCGGAGUGACUGUCCAAAUGUUAACUUCUUCUUACAUAAAUGAAAGUCUGGUUAUCCUCCCAGCCACCUCUGACAGUGAUGACUCGUCCCGUCAAACUCACUGGAUGUUUUCUAGAUUAACAUCUUGUAGCAAAUCUAAUCGAUGUCUCCUUUGCGCUGUCGGUUGUUUCCUCAUGCAACAAAAUAGGGCUACAGCAGAAUCGGCUCACUGUGUCAAACUGUUGCAGGCAUGCGUGCUGUCUCUUGAUCAUCACUUCACCUGAGGGGGAUGAAUGGACCUGCUGUGAGUUGAUGAUGGUGUUGCUCACAGUGUGAACACUCAUUACGAGUGCUGCUUCUGCUGAAACACCGUCUGUGUCUGCUCCCUUUUAAUAGAGAAAAAAAAUACAAACAAACAAGCGGUUCGAGGAACAAGCGUCCUCCACGUGUCCUAAAGGAAGCUGCUCAGCUACUGCGGCCACUUUGUCCCGGUGUUUCACGAACAGGGGAGCGGAGCUUGUAGAUAUUGUAUUAUUGCUGCAACAGCAACACAGAAUCAAAAUCUUCACAUCGUUUCUCACUAAAAAAAGAACUUGGCGUAGAGUAGUUGCCAACUUCUGGAAGUUUCUACUUUUGCUGCCCUUUGUUCCCUCCACCUUUUUCUGUCCCUGCUGUUCUGUGUACACCACACCUGUGUAAAUACUCACUUUGAUGUUAAGGGCAGACUUUGCAAAGCAGGUGUGAAGACAGAGGAAAAAAAUUAAAAAUGGUCUGGCUUUUUUUAUCGUCACACUUCUGUCAAAUCUGUUCUGUAGUUUCUCUCAGAUUGGAGUUUCUUUUUUUAGUCUUUCAGAGCAGAAAGCUUUGGUUCGGGUUAACGCUCAUUUACUUUUUCUCUGUAGUUCAUCACUGUCUGUUAAGUUGUGCACUUUUGCAUGGUGACUUACACGUUUCACCUUGUUAUUAAAUGUUUGUUUUAAGGCAAUACACUGACUGAUCUAUCUGUAUGAGCCAGACGGUGAGGGACGACCGAUGCAGGAGUCCUGAAACAAUUUUCCUCUCAACACUGAGCUGUAAAGUCAAAGUUGGACUUAUUAUCUUAUAAGUUGCAGCCAGGUGGGCCAAACUUGUACACAGCGAAACUGCAGGUUUGGCGUUGAAUAUAUAUUUUACACAGAGUGAGCAGGACUGGACCGGACCUCAGCGUGUUUGGUGACGGUCCCCGGAUGUGAGGUGUUUGUGGGUUUUUGAGGAGGCUGCCAGAGAGGGGAAAGGUGUUCAUCUUUUACUUGAUUUCCUUUUAUUUUGAGUUGGUUUGAGGAGGAGACAGGUGGACGCGACGCCGCUUUAAAAGGCCAGCAGAAGCCUUUUACACGUGCGGGAUGUUCACAGUAAUCAACACCCUGUGAAUAAAGGUGAGGAGGCAGGGUCUGUUUGAGAAACCAUAGAUUAAAAAAGAUAUAUAUAUACUGUAAGAAUUUUCGUUAUGAUGAUAUCAUACUGAUCAUUUUAGGGAAAGACAAAAAAUAAUGUUCACUUGUUAAAGCUUAGUUGUCUUUCUACAGAAUAGAGAACAUAGCUAUAAGGAUUUCUAAAAAAAAAUACAAUGUUUUUAUCGUGGUAUUAUUUGUAUUUGUAUUUCAAUUUUUGUACGUAUCAAGACUGUGAACGUAUGUACGGCUGUCAGCCUGUGUGCGUGCGUGUGUGUGUGUGUGUGUGUGAGUGUGUAGAUGAGCAGGUGUGUGCACAGGUGUGUGACAUGCAUGUGAGUGUAUGUUUUCACCUUGUCUGAAUCACUGGAAUCAGUCGAAAGACGACCUCAAUCUGGUAACACACAUCUGUGAUGUUUGAAACUCUACAAUAAAUGUCCUCUCCUUGUACAGCAGAAAUACCUGCUCCUGUGUGUCUGUCCUUCUUUUCCUGAGUAUACAGACGACCCUCUGUCUGCUCUCUUUAAUUAACAGGUGUGUGGUGACAACUAACAUUGAUUUAACAUAUUGAUAAAUCUGUUGAUCAGACCGAUUGUUCAAAAUGGACAAAUGUAGCAUGACAACAAACUGCUGUAUAUAUAGAAGUAAUAUAUAUUCACUACAGGCCAAAAGUUUGGAAGCAAGGCCAUUACAGGCCGAACCGUUUGUUCACAAUGUUGUUGUUUUUUAAUCCAGCAUGAGUUUUAUGUAUUUUGGGAUGUAUUUACUCCAUGAUCAGAUGUUGCUUUCAUGGAAAUGCACCAUUUUACUCCAUUUACCUUUAGAUAUAUACAUUGAUGUUAACAGACCAAUGCUAAAUACAUGUCAGCAAAAGAUAAUAAGGGCUUAGUUUUAGGGUUGAAAACAUUUGCAAGAGUCACAACUUCAGUGCAGAAGCAAAAACACAGAUCACAGUUGGAUUAUUCACUUCAACUUUUUGGCUUUUGAGAGUCUGCAGACAAAAAUCCUAAUAAAUCUCAACUGAGUUCAAACUACUGCAAAAAUGGCUGGAAAGAAGCGAGUAAAGAAACAAAAGUACAAAUUUGUACUUUGAGGAAAGAAGGAUACACUGAAAGAGAAAUUGCAAAACGCCUAAAGGUGUUUAACAAAAGAGUCCACUACACUCUGAAGAGACUAGAGAAGUUAUGAUGAUAGAAAAAGGCCUGGACGUAGAGAGUUACUACAAAAGCAGAGGAUAAACAUAGAAUUGUCACCAGUAAGAGAGAUCGGCAAUAGACAGCACCACAAAUAAGGGGGGAAAUCAACAUGACAAGGUCGAAACCCAUAUCUCUGACAACUGUGAAAUGACGUUUGAGAAAGGCUGGUCUGAAGGGUUGUGUGUCUGCAAAAAAACACUACUUCGUCCACAGAACAAGAAAAAGAGAUAUGAGUGGGCAAAAGCUCACAAAAAUUGGACUUAUAAUGACAAGAAACAAGUCUGCACUGUUUGGUUCAAAACACAGAGUCUAUGUCCACGUGGGUAGCCAAAGUGCUGUACAUUGGGACAUAAAAACAAGUAAAACAAGCAAAGAACUAGAUAGAGCGAGCAAAAAUACAGGAAUGCAAUAAAUAAAUAAAUAUAUAAAUAAUAAAUGUUUUGAAAGCCAAGGAAUAAAAGUGCGUUUUUAAUAUCAUGUUUGAUCUUUUGAACUGAUAAAUGAAGAUAGAAUAAAAAAAUAUUUUUUUCUAUCUUUUCAUCAUAUCUGAAUUUCCAAAUGAUUUAUAAUCAUUGCUAUUUUUGUUGCAUAUGACAGUUUUGAUGAAAUGUUGACCCUCUUUGGCGCUUUAGGUUAGACCUAAAUCCAGAUUAGGGCCCCUGCUGUGGUCGAGUUUGACACCCCUGCCUUAAUAGGUCAAGUACUUCUGCGUGGGUUGCCAAGUUUGCCAACCUCCUCACACCUGGCAACCCUUUCUGCCAGGCGCCGACCGGAACACAUAAACGCCCCCUCCCUCCUUCCUCUACGGAUGCUGCAGUAAAGUUGGCCGCGCCUGCGCAGUGUCGGUCCUCUUUUUCUUGGAAGGUAAGUGUGGCAUGGCGCGUGUUUCUGCCUUGGGGGGGGAUAACGGUUGACUUAGCGGUUAUUUCAGUGAGCGGAUAGUGAAAUCUCAUGUACAAAAGUAGCCGCGUAGCGUCUCGAAAAGAUGAGAGAGUAGUUGUUUGAUUCGGCGGCAGGGCUGGGUGUGGGUGUCCGUGUUGGAGCGAACGUUCCCGGGCUGAAUCAAAGGGACACGCGGCCUUCGGCGGCGCGGCCGGUGGAAGUCGCAUGUCAUCCUCGGCUCUUUUGUCCCCUCUUUUUCUCCCCCUCCUGUUGAAUCAGCGCUCUGUUUGUCGUCUUAGCUGUUAAUGUUCGUCUCAUAAAUGUAUCGGCCCGCUUUCUAAACGCUGAACAUGAAUGUUUAAUUUGGACGGAGCUGAAUGGACGGCUAGCGUGACUAGCGGCUUUUAGCAUCCUAUUAGCUAACCCGGCCAGAUAACGGUAUUUACUGUGAGAGAGGUGCAGCGACGCAUGUUGGCUGUUGAAUGAACCUCACGGCGCCCAAUUCGACCAAAAACUCUCAAUUAAGAGGACAAAUAUUGCGUAUGUUUAUAAAUAGCUAACAAAAGCAGUUGUUGACAUCUGUAGAGUUAUAGUUGUCGUAAUGUCUGGCGCUGUUUUCACCUGUAAACUGAAGGCCAGCUAACUCCCUAAACCUCGCGAUAACUUGACUGUUUUCAUGUCACAUUAUAUAAAUAAACCUGCACAGUCCAUUUAGAGUUCACCUUAAAUGUCAUUAGCGUUAAACCUCGCCUCUGGUGGAAGUUUGAGUGACUUUUGGAGAUAUAGUGGAGUGUUUGGCAGCAUGACAGACUGGCCGUCCAGCCUCGUGUCGAGUCACUGUGGCGCUUUUCACACACGAGUGUCCCUCCACGGACAGGACCGAGCACACACUUUGACUUGGAAUAAUGAGUUUUAAUUUAAUUUGCGAAGCGCAGCAUGCGGCGGACACUGUCUAAAUCUCGCGAUACUCUAAUGGUUCCCAUUCAGCACAUUGGGGCCCUUUGCAGGACUAUUCAAGUGAGAUUUAACCCCUAAUGAGUGUAGGACCCAAUUAUUAAACUUUGGUGGGCACAAACAAGAUUUCCUAUAGAUCUUUAAAAAAGUUAAGUCUUGUGAAUCUUAAAUCAUUUUUUGAGGAUUUAUCUCAUGUAAAAUUAUGCAAAAAUACAAUUAACUCAUCAGUGUCAUCAAGAGCAGCUUUUCUUAUUCAGUCUAUAAUUUGUCAUUUACCCUCUGAGUCUGACCCUUUUUGUCUUCGUCCCCUAAACCAGAUUAUAAAUAAUUUAAAGGUCCUUUCACACGGGGACCGUCUUUUUCGUGUUGUUAUUUCAGACGUCAAUAUUUUUUUUGAACCUGUAUCCUGUCAAUACAAGCGUUCACAUCAGCGACGUUUUCCAGUCAUGCGGUAUUGCGGCAUUUUCCAGCUUUUCUAGCCAAUCAGAGGCGAAGGAGGCGGGACUUUUUCCCCUGAAAAGUCUUCCCCGGGAUGCGUCUUUUUUCCCCCCCCGGAAAGUCGCAAAAUUGCAUCGGGCUUGAUGUGUAUAGUCAGGCGCGUCAAAAUUUGCCUCUGAAUAUAAGUAACUAAAACCGAAAUAUCAAGUAUAUUGCUGGUUAAUUAACUGUGCGACCAUUACAUAAGGUUAUCAAAGCUUUUUCUGUGAGUCAAAGGCAUCAGUAUUAAACAGAGCGUGUUGAUGCAAAGUAGCUAAACUGUAUUAUCUGUCGUGUCUCUUUCAGCGCCCCUGACCCAUCGCACCAUGGCAGACCCUGAUCUUGACUUCACGACUGGUGAGUCUGGCGCCUCCGCCACUUACCCCAUGCAGUGUUCAGCUCUGCGUAAGAACGGCUACGUGGUGCUCAAGGGACGCCCCUGCAAAAUUGUGGAGAUGUCCACCUCCAAGACCGGCAAGCACGGGCAUGCUAAGGUAAACUCCCUGCAAAGUCCGGUUGGCCUGAUUAUCCUAAAACGGUUCCCUGCUGUGCUGUAAUGUCUCCUUAUCUUUUUCUUCAAACAUCACGGUGCCGCCACACGUACUUUGACCUGUGAGACAUGUUCACUGAGGGAAAAAGAUCCCAUCUGUUUGUUGAACACUGUUGUGUUUUUGUGGCAUUUAAGAGUUCAGUUUUGUUCUUUUGGAGAAAGCAUUUUUUACAGCAAUAUAUAAUCAGUCGCAUUAUUAAAGAAGUUCUCACUGUGGAGCCAAAUUGAUGAAUCAGCAGCUGUUAAAUGACGAGUACCAGAGCUGUCAUUGUCACCUCACAAUUAUCAUGUCAGAAGUUUUUUUUCAAAUGCAGCAUCAGUUUGAGAAAACGCUUUUAGUCGUACAUCACCGACCACUUAAGAGAAGAGAGACGGUCUAAUAUUGAUUCUUUUAUUUUCUCCUUUCUUUGCCUGGUUGCCUUCUAUCCUACAUUGUAAAGUCAUCCACUUCUAGUAGAUAGUAACUUAAAGGACUACUGAUUUUUUUGCACUAUAGGGCACACCUGAUUAUAAGGUGCACCAUCAAUGAACGCGUCACUUCGAGUCUAUUUUCAUACGUAAGGCGCUCCGGAUUAUAAAGCGCAUUAAGCCAAACAAAACAGUCAGAUAAUUAAAACUUUAUUUAACUCGUUCAAUAACUCUGCGAGGCUACAGUAGCUGCAGUGCUCCGACAAGCCAAAAGGAUUUUAAGUGCGCCUUAUAGUGUGAAAAAAUCCGGUAAAUGUUGGAGCAUCAGUUUAGACAGUUUGGAGCGCGUUCUCAGAGGCAGAGACGGGCGGGCUGUUUUUUGUACAUCAGUAUUAUUUUUUAAUUUGUGAAACUGCUGCUCAAAGGAGGUGCCCAGCUGCCAUAAUAACCUCUAUUUUUCUUUUCAUCUCCAUUAGUGAAGCUUUUGACAUUUGUUAGUAAAGCAGGAUGAGAUUUUUAAAGCUCUACUUCAUGUCUGUUUACACAGAAGUCUGUGAUACCAGCAGCUACAGGCCAGCCGUGCACGCCUCAGGGUUUUCAUCAGUUUGUUUUUGCAGGUCCACGUGCUCGCAGCUUGUUUGCAAACAUUGUCACAGAAACAAUAUUCUAAUGAGGCUGUUCCCGCCUAAACAAGGUGCUAGACAAAGUCAGCAAAGAAAUGAGAAGUGCAGCUUGUCCACGGGUGUUGCCAAAAGGGACACACCCAAAAGUUCCUCACAGGCGCUUCACUUAAUGUCCAGAUAACUAUUUUUCUCUGAAAUAUAACGAACACAUUCCUUUCUUAUCAUUAUUACUGACGCCACAUCUAGAUACUGUUUGACAUGUUGUCAAAGCUGGGCGAUUACUCCUUCACCUCCUUUUCAAAAAGACGCUUCUGUUUUUUUUUCUGUUGAGAUAUUUUAGUCUGCUGUUUUUAGAAAUCUAAUGUCUUAUCUUUUUGUUAUCGGCUCAGAUUUUCUCACCUGAGGCUUUACAUCAAAUAAACCAAACUGUCCCCCGCAGGUUAACCUGGUUGGUAUCGACAUCUUCACCAACAAGAAGCAUGAAGAUAUGUGCCCCUCCACCCACAACAUGGAUGUCCCCUCCAUCAAGAGGAUAGACUACCAGGUACACGGACAGUUCAGACCUCUCUGGAACUUUCUGUCACACAAGUGUCACAGCAGUUAAGCAGAGGGAGUGUUACUGUGUGACUGGUGUGCUCAUGUGCUUCCCUCAAGCUUUGGCUGGUCGGUCACACUAUGAACAGAAAGUUCCAGAUAGAUGAAAAACCAAAUCCUCUGUCUGCAUGUAAUUUUGAAUGGAAGCCACUGGAAAACACCAGUAAAAGUAACUUAAGUGGAUCUGAGUGUAGCAGCAGUACUACUCAGGAAUUAAUCAAACUGGUUUUUGACUUGAGCUCAGGCCUCUAAUCUACAUGUGCUUUAUAGCAAAUAAGUGUGGAGCUGAAUUUCAACCCUUUCCCAUUCGUUUUCCUUCCCUCCUCUAUAGUUGGUGAAUAUCAAUGAAAACUACAUGUCCUUGAUGAGCGACAACGGCGAUAUCAGAGAGGAUCUGCGUGUCCCUGAGAAUGAAGUCGGCAGGGAAAUCGAGUCAAAGUUUGAAGCUGGUGAAGAGUUCAUGGUAAGGACUUCUGUAUUAUGGCUGCACUCAGAGGUUUAUUAGUAAAUCAGCAUUACUGCAAAGUGCUCUAUAUAGUUCAAAACAAACAAUAACAUAAAGAGCAGUAGCGAGAAUACAUAUUUAGUAUUUUAGGAGGAGGUUUUGUGUUUUUAUUCAUCUGUGCUGAUAGUAAAAUAAACUCUGUAAACUAUAAACAUGAAGAACCAGGACGGGAGUUUUUACAUAAAUAUUUGGUUCCAGUUUGUCCUUUUUUUGGCGAGAUUAAAAGUCACAUAAAUAGGAAAGUUAGAGGAAACUUUUUUCCUCAGUGUGACAUUUUGGUAAAAGCUUUUUCAUGAUCCUGCAUGAAUCCACAUGUUUGAUCUGUUCACUCUGCCUGUGAUCAAGACUGAGUCCUCUUUGGUCAGUGAAGUUGUCAGACGGAUACAGAUGAGCCUCUACCCCCUCACUUUAGUGUCGGGCAUUAACACACAAGGAUCUGAAAGCCUGGAUUCUUAUUGCUGAUGGUUUCAUUUUGCUUGAGGAUUUCAUGAAAAGGCGUCAGUAUGAAUUUCAGUCCAAAACUCCUUUUAUAGGAACUUUAAAAACACGCCGUGGGGAGAGAGGCGUUCUGAUUAGCUACUGGAAAUGUAAACCUCAUAUCUGUGACGAUGUUUCUGUUAGUUUAGAUAUUAUGUUCCUCCAGUUAUGCUAAACCUUGUGUCUUUGUGGUUCAACUGAACAAAGUUACAACUUUAGUCUUUGAGGUUUGUGUGGACUUGACUCCCUAACUCCAGGUUUUUCUGCAUCAUUCAGUGCUAUUGCUGACCUUUUAAUGCUUGUUGUUGGGCUUUUUAAUAUUGAGCAGAUAAAAAGUAUGAAAAGUUUUGAUGUCAGUGUUUGGUUAUGGAUGAACUCUUCUUUUUGUUUAUAUAUCUAUAUUUCCUGGGCUGUAUUUGUUUUGGGUUUCUGCCCGACAGUGACGCUGUGUUCAGUCUCCGAUGAUUGACUCGGACAUGUUUUGGUCUCUCUGCAGGUCACCGUGAUUUCUGCCAUGGGGGAGGAAUGUGCUGUCGCUACCAAGGUCCUGGCCAACAAAUAGGGAGACGGACUUUGCUGCCCAGGCAACAAGCACCACCCACAACCAGUCUCUUGCAUUCUCAUUGGUUCUGUCACCAAAGCGUCGGCCUUCACAGACAACCUCAAUCAUUCUGUUGUGAUUUCUCUCAUCAUUGGUCUUCUGUUUUUUUUUUUUUUCUCCUCCUCCUCCCCUCUUCGUUUCUCUUUUCCAUUUGCUGUUGGGAGAGUUCUGCUGCAGCUUGCUGCGUGGUCCUCUCGUCUGAUCACUGAGGUUUUGUUUGGUAACGAUCUACUUUAUAUAAAACAACUUCAAAAAUAAUGAUCAGUUGCUCAUUCCUGCUUAUUUUUGCCUUCAACGUGUUGGUUUUGCCACUCACAUUCCUGAAUGUUUAAAUAACAACGGGAUUCAGCUUUUGUAUGAUUAUUUUUUUAUAUUCUUGAAUAUAGCAGGUCUAAAGCCUUUUAGAGGGAAGGGGAUGGGAGGGAGGGGGCAGUGUUUGAGAGGGUGGGUUUCCCCUGUAGAUACUAAAUUCUGGUGUAGGUUGUCCCUCUAGCAGCCAUAUUGCUUUCCAGCAUGGCCCGCGCUCUGGUUCCUGAGUGGAUUAGGAGCGACGAGGUCCGUUUUUCUCCAAAUCACUGGGAUUGAAGGUGGCUAGCACUUACGAGCACUUGAGGUCCACCGCAGCAUGUCAAACCUCUAAAACCAAGAAAAGAGAAGUCUGUUUUUUUUUUUUUUUUUUUCUCUCUCCCCUCUAUGAAGAACAGAAGCAAACUUCAGUGAUUAACCCUCGUGGUGCCAGUCUCUUGUCUGUGUAGAAGUUUGAGGGGCGUGAGCGUCCUGUGCACUCACACCUCUUGUCCGCUGAGGCAGUCGAGGGCUCGCCCCGCUGCCCCGGCUUUCCCCCCCAGUACAAAAGGAGUGUUCUAUUUUGUUUAGAGAGGCAUGAGUGUGUAGCGGUGUGGGCCUCCGAAAUGUGGGAGGCAGUUUGCAGUGAGGCGUGUGUUUCUUUUGAGGGACUCGAUCGGGACGGGGAGGGUGGUAGAGUUGCAAACUUUUUGUUCACUCGAGGCCUUUGUCACCUGACUGGAGAUGGCAAAAAUAAAACGAUAAACAAAUGGACAAAAACUGCAAA
Molecule: messenger RNA, 62672 nt
Organism: Xyrichtys novacula (pearly razorfish)
Lineage: Eukaryota; Metazoa; Chordata; Actinopteri; Labriformes; Labridae
Source: the annotation of a GenBank genome assembly